Podarcis lilfordi (Lilford's wall lizard) is the source of this 62114-nucleotide messenger RNA. The record is from the annotation of a GenBank genome assembly. Lineage: Eukaryota; Metazoa; Chordata; Lepidosauria; Squamata; Lacertidae.
GAGAGAGAGAGAGAGAGGGAGCCUUCGCUGGGAAGCCAACUGCACUGAACUGCAGCAACAUCACCCCCCCUCCAGAUCAAAUAGCCCAAGCCACCAACAGCACACAGCAAAAGAGGAGAAAGUGACCACAACUUCACAGUGCGAAUCAGGACAGCACCUUCCUACCACUCCAGGCGCAAGCCUGCCAAGAUUUGAGCCGGGAUUAAACUGAACAACUCAAAGAAGACUUAUUAUUCUUGUUAUUUUUUUCCGUGGGGAGGGGAAGAUGGAUCCUCUGUCCCUUCCCCAACCCCACUUGAGCCUGUCGCCAGCUCCCAUGGGAUAGAAGGGUUUGACAUUAAAUUCACUUGUAUUGGAUAUUCCUGGGCAUUAGUGGUUUUUUUUUUGUUUUCUUUUAGAAAAAGAGGAACUAUAUUUAUAUAUACAUUUUCCUCCAGAGGAGUAGGGGGAAAGUUGGAUAUUCUUCUUUUUUUUCUUCCCCCUGCUUGUUUCCAAAGAUUUCUGCCCUUGUGGUUAAAAUGGAGCGGUGGAUUCACGACCCCAGGGCCAGCACAGCCCAAGUCUUGUGGGAAAAGAAGGAAGAUCUAAGGAGGAUCCCUACUUUCUCGGGACUUACAGGAAGGUUUUGGGAUUUGGUGGGAUCCAUGCAGUGAGAGGUAAGUGAUGAACGGGGUGAUGAGGCAGUUGCAAAUCGAUGCAUACCAAUGUAUAAUAUAUGUACACAGCUGCAGGGGGCUGUAUCGGUCUAGCAAGUUUUUCGGAAGGAACUGAAAAGAGCCAUCUCAUAGUGAAUUACUCAGUCAUGCCACAAUCUGUAGCUAUGAAAUGAAGGCAGAGAAUCGAGGAAUGGGAUGGAAGGAGCAGCUUCCGGGAACCGGAGGAAUCCUCAAAGGUGAAAUAGCACCAGCGUGGGCUGGCUUUGAGUCACAGAAUCAUGAGAGAUAGAAGAGACCUUUGGAGAUAAUCUAGCACAGUUCAGCCUUCUAGUUUUUAACUACACACACACACACACAGAGGCUACAGAUGCGUUUUAAAUAGAGGGCAGACUCAGCCUCGCUUGCGAGAGAAAGCAGAACUAAUAUCUGUUGAAUGAUCCUCAGAGUGUAUACUCUUUGCUCAAGUAGCAAAAGUCAAUGGCUUGCUGGAACCGGCCGAGACCUAACCAGUUCGCUGUCCUUUGCCAGGAUCCCAGUAACCUGUAGAUAUUAGGCAUGUGAUCCAGUAGAGGCCACCAGCCAGUGGUCCGUUGAUGAACUGCGGUUGACCUUUUUGCCCCCUGUGCUGAGGCCAGAUCCAUUGCCACAGGAAACAGGCACUUAUCUAGGGGGUAAAGCCCACCUUAGGCACAGGGGGGCUUCUGAGUAAACUGCAAAGAACUGAGCUACUAAACUAAUAGUAAUAAGAAGAGCAAUUAUUAUUUUUAUUUGUAGGAUUUAUUGAAUGCCCUUCCCCAUCAUAUUCCAGGGUGCGUUCUGAUAAUAUCAUCAUGCAAUUAUAAAAAGAAGUAAAUAGUGAUAAAGGCAGUGUUAUAUCCAUGGAAAACACCCCCCCCCAAAAAAAAUCUUGGGAACUGUAGUUUACCCCUUAGAGGUACAAUUACCAGCACCCUUGUUUCUAGGCUUCUUGGGUGGGAGGGAAAUUGCUUUCAAUGGAUGUUGCAAACAUAGCCAAAAUGGGCUGAUCCAGGCGAAGCAAAACCGGACAGUAUGGAUCCAAUGAAAGAAGUGUUUCCCACAAAACAAAAUACCUUACCUGUGAAAUGAAAGGGUAAAGGUGACAAUAAAGACAGACCUCUAGGCAACUGCUUUAAGAGGGCGUGGUGCUCUAAAUUUACAGACAGGUAAAUAUUUUGGAGGGUGCUCCAAACAGUGCAGAGUUCAAUAUUCCGAAAGAGGGAAGAUCUGGAGUAAGGCAGGAUCUACAUGAAAAGAGUGCAGGAAAAUAAGGGAAAGUAGAAAAAUAAAAAUAAAAAAGCAGCAGAGGUUUUCCCAUAGCCAUCCUCCUCUGGUCCUCUGGCCUGAGAGAUCAUUUACAUUGGUGAUAUGUGCUCUGCACUAAAAUAAUUGGGAGACUGAAAUAGCCUUUUAAAACACUUGCUGUUUCUAACUGUCUAAAGUUUACACCAUGUUAAACAUUGCAACCCUAUAGACAUUUAUCUUUGAGUAAGUCCCAGCAAGCUGAAUGAGUAGGCGUGUACAAGAUUGCACUGUAAAUCCUUUAUAGUCUCUGCACUGCUUUAAAAACAAAACAAAACCAGGGGGUUUUUUUUGUUCCAAACUCCUUUGCGAUGUCUGUGAUCGUGACCUCUGCGUUUCUGGAUCUGCUUUGAAACGUUCCCAAAGCUCGUGUGCUUUUGUGUGUGUGUUUUGCGCACACAAGAUCGCAAAAGUGACAGUGCUAAAUAGACACACUUAUUAGGGAGUAAGCCCCAUAGAACAUAGUGUACAUAAUAAUAUGUACACAGGAUUGUGCUGUUAGCCUCUGUUCACCAUCCUGAAUGUUCACCUCUCUCUGAACUCACUUGAACCACUUUUACAGAUUUGGAGAAUGACAAAAAAAAAAAAAGUGUUUAAAGGGCAAAGAUUAUGGUUGUACCGGCUGGCACCAACCCCCCAUCCCCCAUUAGAACUGUAAUAAUAAUAAUAAUAAUAAUAAUAAUUUGUACCCCACCCCUCUGACUGGGUUGCACCUUACUUCUGAGGAAUGAACAUUGAAUACACUGGGACUUCCAUUUGCUAAAACAUGUAUAAGAUUGUGCUAAAUGUGAGGGUUUUCUUUUAAAAAAUAAUUUUUAUUGAGUUUCAGAACAAACUCAAUAAUAUACUGAAUAAAACCAUACUGUAUUCGGGAGGAAGGGGAUCAGUCCUCCUCCUAAAUGAGAGGUUUGUUUAAAAAAAACCCACCCUGUUUUUAUAAGCAUCCCUUGAAAGUAAUUUGAUUUUUCAUUAUUAUACUGAAUGCAUUUUAAGUCUGCAAAUACAUACAUGCAUUUAUUAAUGGUGUUGAAGAGGCAACAAACACAUCUACGUUAAAUGAUUAUGGGUUUUAUUCGAGGCUAUCCCUACCCAGAGGAGCCCUAUUGAAAUUAAUGGGCGUGACUCCUUCAGGUCCAUUAAUUUCAAUGAUUCUGCUCAACAUAGAACUUAGUUGGUUACAGCCCAGUGAGAACAUGUUAGAAUUCAGCUAGGGUUUUUUUGAGGGGGCAGUACCCUUUGAGAAGAGAAGGAGGCUAUCAGGCUAGAUUUCCUCUCACCAAAUUACCUGUUUUAAGACUCCAUUCCUAGAGAUGUUUCUCACCCCCUACCCCGUUUCUUCUGGAGUAAUGAAUUGCCUUGUCUUAUGUCUUUAAAAGCAAGGAAAGAGUCUUAGAAAUGUAGAGUUGAAAGGGACCACAAGGGUCAUCUAGUCCAACCCACCGACAUAUGACUCGAACCCACGACCCUCAGAUUAAAUGUCUCUCGGUCUACCAACUGGGCCAGAUUUAAUUCAGCAGCCACCAGCGGCUGACCCCGCGUUACUAAUAGUACUAAUUGUAAUGGCAUUUGUAAUGUGAAAUGGAUUGUGAUGAUUAGGGAUAUACAAUAGUUGGAUAAAGCAUAAGAUGAAGAAAACUUAAACUUUAAAUAUAAGAACCUAUGGUUGAGAGGGGAGGGAUUCUGAAGGUUCAGAGGACCUUGUAAUUUAAUGUUUGAAUUGGUUAGAGUUAAAGUGUAUAAAAAUGUGAAAAGCUAAUAAGAAAUUUAUAAAAAAUUAAAAUAAAAUUCCCUAUAACUCAAAAAAGAAAAAAAAGAGCUACUAAUUCCAAUGACACAACUAGGAAGUUUCCUACAUAAUAUACAUGAAUCAUUCAUCCAGAAUAAGAGAAAUAACUUUUGCAACUGGUACUCUAAACCCAAAUAGAUAGAUGAUAGAUAGAUAGAUAGAUAGAUAGAUAGAUAGAUGAUAGAUAGAUAGAUAUAGAUGAUAGAUAGAUGAUAGAUAGAUAGAUGAUAGAUAGAUACUGUAGAUAGAUGAUAGAUGAUAGAUGAUAGAUAGAUGAUAGAUAGAUAGAUAGAUAGAUAGAUAGAUAGAUAGAUAGAUACCGUAUUUUUUGCUCUAUAAGACUCACUUUUCCCCUCCUAAAAUGUCAGGGGAAAUGUGAGUGCGUCUUAUGGAGCGAAUGCAGGCUGCGCAGCUAUCCUAGAAGCCAGAACAGCAAGAGGGAUUGCUGCCUUCACUGUGCAGUGAUCCCUCUUGCUGUUCUGGCUUCUGAGAUUCAGAAUAUUUUUUUUCUUGUUUUCCUCCUCCAAAAACUAGGUGCGUCUUGUGGUCUGGUGCGUCUUAUAGAGCGAAAAAUACGGUAGAUAGAUAGAUAGAUAGAAAGACUGGUUCUAUACAGAGCAGAUCCUAAGUUAGCUAUGCCUAUGAAUUUCAAUGGAUACGACUAGCGCGCAAUACAACCCAAAAUCUUCCUCUGUGUGUCUUGCAACCCACACUCCAUCGGUUACCUCCUUGCUUAUCCACCUUCCUGUCAAUCUCAGAUAGCAAUGAGCUGACAAUGUAUUCCUGUCCCCACUGGGCAAGCUGAAAACUAUAGUGCUAAUCAGGAAAAGCAAAAUCACACAUCUAAAAAGACAUUGUGCUACAGGAAUAGCAACAUCUCUCUACAAGAGCUGGCAAUGAUAAUUUCCCCUCCGAGUAUUAUAUUUGGAAAGUGCCUUCAAUUACCACCUUAAUGUCUCGCUGGCUGGCUUGGUGUGGCGGACUAGAAUAGCAGGCAUCUUUGAGGAGCAAGAAUCCUAGAGGGAAAUGUACUGGCAGAGUAGCACCUAAGCGUGUCGAUUUCAGACCUGUUAAAGCAGCAGGAGUGUGAUCACAGCAAAGCUGCAAGGCUGUGUGUGUUUUAGAAACCUUUGUUCCGAUGGCAGCCGCCUGCUCUGUAAGAACAGCGUAAGCGAAGAAUCUAUUUUUGCCGCCUGUUCUUAGAAAGAUCUGUGGCAGCUUAUUUACCAGCACAUAUUGUUGUUGUUGUUUAGUCAUUUAGUCGUGUCUGACUCUUCGUGCCCCCCUGGACCAGAGCAUGCCAGGCACUUCUGUCUUCCACUGUCUCCCGCAGUUUGGUCAAAUUCAUGCUGGUAGCUUCAAGAACACUGUCCAACCAUCUCGUCCUCUGUUGUCCCCUUCUCCUUGUGCCCUCCAUCUUUCCCAACAUCAGGGUCUUUUCCAGGGAGUCUUCUCUUCUCAUGAGGUGGCCAAAGUAUUGGAGCCUCAGCUUCAGGAUCUGUCCUUCCAGUGAGCACUCAGGGCCGAUUUCCUUAAGAAUGGAUACGUUUGAUCUUCUUGCAGUCCAUGGGACUCUCAAGAGUCUCCUCCAGCACCAUAAUUCAAAAGCAUCAAUUCUUCGGCGAUCAGCCUUCUUUAUGGUCCAGCUUUCACUUCCAUACAUCACUACUGGGAAAACCAUAGCUUUUACUAUAUGGACCUUUGUUGGUGAUGUCGCUACUUUUUAAGAUGCUGUCUAUUUUUUUUUUUUAAGAUGCUGUGUAUAUUGAGACAUGACAAUUUUUAGGGAAAUGGUCCAUACCGAGAGGUUGGGGGUUGGAGUUCUUACAACCAAAGUCUGAGUGCACAGGGGGUUGGGCAGCUAAUAGCCUCCUCAGACUGGAAAUCUGGGCACAGAAACAUCACUCAUACCUUCAUAGAUCCAAAGCCCACAUCUUUGAAUUGUCCAUGGAAAACGGUAUUGUCAAAUCCUAUAAAAAUAGCUCCCCCAUCCCCACUGGUACUUCAGCAAAUCUGCAGCCUGGACUCUAAACUAAUAUUUGCCUCUCCCAGGAAGUUGGAACCCCUCUAUCUAAUUAUUAAUAAUUGUGCUCGCAUGUCUUGCCCAUCCACUGAGAAACUCAGGGCAUCUCUACAGGUAAAGUUAUCCUCAUGUUCACCCAGGUUCCAGCCUGAACUGUUACUAUACCACACCUGAGCGAUGGAGGGAAGAGGCUGCCCAAGGGAUUGGUCCAAGAUCACCCAGUCUUUUUCAGAGCUGCAUGGGGAUUUGAACCCAAGGCUCACCACUCCAGCUGCAAAACAAGCCACACUACCUUUCAAAGCCCAUGGCUACUUUACUGUGAACUCUGAAAGAUGUUCUCCCUUAUACAAGGCACUGCUGUCCUCUGGAGGAGCGAGCAGAAGAAGUUAGCACAUCAAACCAUUGGUCUUUCCGGCUCAGUAUUGUCUACAUCAGGGAUGGGGAAGUUGUGGCCCUCCAGAUGCUAUUGGACUACAGCUACCAUCAUCCUUGACCACUGGCCAUGCUGACUGUGGCUGGCUGGUGGGAGUCCACAAUAUAUGGAAGCUACUGUGUUGUCUACCCUUGGUCUAGACCAGUGCUCUUCAGCCUUGGGUCUCCACGUGUUCUUGGACUACAACUCCCAUCACCCCCAGUCAUCUUAGCCGAUGGUGAUGGAUGCUGGGAGCUGUAGUCCAACAGCAUCUCAGGACCCUAGAUCAAAGAACACUGCUGUAGAUAACUCUGAGACAGAUGGACAGCUUCUUCUAACAGGAAAGAUGCCAGCAAAAUGCCUUAGACCAGUCCUAAAGCCCACUGCCUUUUAAAACUGAACGUUUGCUUUUCUAGCAAUGUUAUUAAGAUGCAGGGGUUAAAAUAUCAUUCCAAGGGCGUGUCUACAUGGCCCGUUUGCUCAAUAUUCAUUCUGAUUUGUUUGCAGGGAGAUUAAAUGGCACUGGUUAAUUUAUUGAACCUUCAUUAUGAUUUGUUUGCGGGAACGGUAUGCAGUGUUGAACCAAGCAGGUGUUAAAUUACUCCACCCCAAAGAAGGGAUGUUUUUUGAAAGCUAUGGACUAUGCAGGAAUGGCAAUGCUGACGGCAAUAUUAAGAGAUCAAAACGAUGAACUUUUUAUAGAACAAUGGAGGCCUUUUUUGGACUAUUUGGAAAAGCAUGAAACAAAAUCGCGGGCAGGAUUCGAGAUAGGAGCAGCGAAACAAAAACGAUAAAGUGUUAGAGGGAUUUUGGUAACACACGAGAAUUUGAUCUACAACGCAGUAGAAAAGAGUUUGAAUGAAAAGACUGUGGAAGUGUGGGUGGGAAGUCAAGACAUGAAACAAUGUAACUAUUUAAUCUGAGGUUAAUUAGUAAAAAAAUGGAAAUUCAAUAAAAAAAAUUAUAUUGGGGAGGGGGGAAAUUAAAUUACUCCCCCCCACAUGUUCCGCUGCCUUUUCUCAUCACUCGUCUUACUGCAAAAGGUCUGAACUUUUGGGGAAGGAGGCUGGUCACACAAGACUAGAAUUGUGCAGUGUAAAUAAGCUGGUAUGUGAUUGGAUCUCACCUGAAAAUAACUGUCUUGCAAAGGCCCUGGAACUUUAAUUUUACAGUACCCUUGUCAGGCAGGUUAAGCUCAGAGUAGGCAGCCUGAAUUCACCCAUCACAUGUUGGGACUGGCAGAGAUUUAAACUUGAGAUUCCCUAAAAUGAAAUCCAGUAGGAUAGCAGCUGCUCGGUUUGGGAGAUAGUUGCAAUUACUCAGCGGCAAAUCAUUGUUGUGCUUUUAGCAGCCUCUCCUUCUCCAGAAACCAGCAGGCAAAGCUGUUCACAGCACAGAGGCAAAUAUCAAUCAACUGCCAAUGUUUGCAGAUCAAGCUGCACAAGCGCAGAGGUUGGUUAAAAAAAAAAAGUUGGCAAGUCUGUCAACAAGGGAAAGGUGGGAUCCUGCACAUUCUUAAAUAUAUAUAUAUUGUUGCAUGUAUUUGAUAGCUGAGUUUUGUGAGCCCCCUGGUUUGCAAACUAAAUUAGGACUUGAGUUCGAAUCUCACCUCUGCUAAGAGCUUCACUCUACAGCUUUAGGAAGACACCAACUCAACCCCAGGUCCACUGCCCCAUCUACUUAAAAGACUCUGUGGUAAAAGAGAUGAAAUAAAGCAGAUCUGGGGCUCUGAAGCCUUGCUCUGCACAACACCUUUGUCCUACAUUUCCAUGUAUCUCCCUAUAUACAUAAAAACGUAAUGUUGUCAUCACACAGCCCCCAUGGGGUGAUUUCUAAUCAUCUGUAUACAGGCAAUGGACUUAUUCUCAGGAGUAUGGAUCCUUUUUUAAAUGUAAAAACAGCACCACCCACUCAGAAUUAGGGCAGCAGGCUCAGGUUUUGCAGAAUUACUGUACAAAAAUCUUGUUUUAAGGGGGAAGAAGUCCUAAUUGGGGAGGUGGCACUGAACAGCCCACUGGGAAUUGAGCAUGCUCAGUAGGCAUGGACUGUUGGAGAGAAACCCAGAGGGGAGGAGGAGGAAUGGAAUAACCUGCAAAAUGGCAUGGCUGGCUGGAAACCUGUGCAGGGCAUCCUAUACUACAACAUUUUGUUGCAGCUCUCAUUUGUUUACAUCUCUUUCUAGCUUUUGAAGGGCGUUCCGGGUUGCCAACUUCUCCCUCCCCAACUUGGGCUAUGAAUGGUUGCAUAACAACAAGCAGGGAGAUCAUGCAGAGGGGUUGCUUUUUUCGCUCAGAAGAUGUCAUGCUUGGGGAUGGUUCCUCUGCUGUUUGCUUUUUGUUUUUGUUUUAAAUAGUGCCCUGCAGCUGUUGGAGGCACAGGAAGCUCACCCGACAAACAGGGGUGGGAACUUGAAUGAGUUAUUCUUGUUUGGCUGGCAGGUGGGCUGUGCUGGAUGCGAUGAGGGCGCUUCUCUAACUUUGGAAGGAAGGCAAUGGUCUUCUCUUAAACUUGGCCUGGUGGGUGGUGACCGUUCUCUGCUUCUCUCUGGGGCACGAGGCUUCAAGAUGUGGUGAGAAAACCAGUCCUGUUGCAUUUGGGGAGCCUCCUGUUCAUUCAGCCGAGUUGGACUCUGGCUGUGUGCCCUAAGUCCUGCCCUGACAGCACCCCAGUCUAGGAGGAUCAAAUGAUCACCAUGGUUCCUUGAACAUUUGGGGCACAAGGACCCAGGGCAAUUGGGAAGGGGCCCAAAUUUGGUUUUCCCUGGAAUGACCUCCUGGCUAAGCCUGGGUUUAUCAUCCUGUUCAAGAGUUUUGCACCUGUAGCCACAGGUUCUAAUCUCAGCUAAAGCAAGCCACUGGCUCUUGCCGUAAAUUCUACUUGUAGUCUGGAACAUGUGGGCUAAUAGAGGCAGUCUACCUUACAGGGUUGUUGUUAAGGCUGCUGAAAUAGUGAAUUGGAGAACACUGAGGAGAAGCAUGCUCAAUUGGAGAGAGAGACAGGGAGGAAAGUUGAAAGGACUUUGGGGAGAACGGAAGCUGCUUUGCAGUGCCUUCCCAUACAUGCCUGCUCAGAAGUAGGGUUGCAUUUUGUUUGAACAUCUCGAUGCUGAGCUUCACUGCACAGAUUUUCUUAAAAUUCUCAUUUCGCUCCUUGAUCUCGCUGACAAGCAAGUUAUUCCCCCAACCCCCGGUUCUGGUAAAAAAAUGUGAACUAUUGCAUAUGAUAUGCAUUAUUAUCUGUGAUAUUAUACACAUAUGAAUAUAGAUUCCAGGUUUCCUAAAGUAAUUAGUAGAUGAACAGGUACUUACAACAAUGCAAAUAACUGUAUAAAAAUACAGUUCGGUAUUUUAUUACUUAUAAAAUCAUGAUGUAGAACUAUACGGCAGCAUGGGUGUGACUCUUUUGUGUGUAUUAUGUGUGUCCUAUUCAUGAGCUGCUUGGAUAUAAGCAGGCAGAUGAUGCAAAAGAUGGUUUGAUGUGGGCAAAGUUUGGCUGAGAUGGAAUAUGUGUAUAAAUCCAUUUACAAUUGAUUCCUCUUCCAUCUCUACUCAAUAGUAGACCCUACAGAGGUCAAUGCAGUUUAUUCCUGGGUAAGCGUUUUGCAGGCUGGCAGACAUCUGUUUAUGUAUAUGUCUGCUUCGCAUGGUUCUGGAAUCACUGUAUGUGAAUAAGAAGAUAAUAAAGUUUAAUUUUGCUAGCAGUUCGGAGUUGAUGCAAUCUGAAGUGAAUUGCGGCCUGAGCUUUUUUAUUGAGGUCUGUUUUUAUUAUCCUCAUUCGUUCUGGUGUCCUAUUUGUAUUACUGAAGUUCAGGUGUGAGCCUCAUUCCUUAUCUCUCUAUACUAUAUUUGCACGAGUCAGUCAUCAUCACGCUGUCUUCAUUGCCUACUUCCCAAAGUCUAAACCAGGGGUCAGCAAACUUUUUCAGCAGGGGGCCGGUCCACUGUCCCUCAGACCUUGUGGGGGGCAGGACUAUAUUUUGAAAAAAAUAAUGAACAAAUUCCUAUGCCCCACAAAUAACCCAGAGGUGCAUUUUAAAUAAAAGCACACAUUCUACUCAUGUAAAAACACACUGAUUCCCGGACCUUCUGUGGGCUGGAUUUAGAAGAUGAUUGGGCCGGAUCCGCCCCCCGGGCCUUAGUUUGCCUACCCAUGGUCUAAAGGUAGGGGUGAGGGAAGGAACAGGAAGGUAAAGGAGGGAACAUGUCUAUAGUAAAUAACUUGGAGGCAGGAGGGUUAAGGCAAAGCCUGGCAGGGGAAAGCAGGGUCUCUCUGUGUGUCAGUUUCCCCACAGAGUUCUCUUCAGCCACCAUUUAUAGACUCACAGCUGCCCCUCUGCCUCUACACGUACUUAUUUACUUCAUGAAAUUUAAUGCCACUGACUGGUUGGUUGCAGAGGAACAAUGGGAUGAAGAAGCCCAGAGUCCAGGGGAGUGUGGUGGGAUGACCAUGAGUGGUCAGAGGGAGAAGAGGGAACAGACAGGGACAAGGAGGUGUGGGAAGCUGAGGAGAUAACAAGGCUUAGGACUCAGCUAUACAGCUGAAAAGAAAACGUUUUAAGUGAAAUAUACAAAGGUGACACAAGAUGGCGACAGUGAGCUAUGGCAAAUUCAAUGUCUUUUUCAAAACGUUUUUUUAAAAAAAGCAUUUUCACAGCAUUUUUUAAUAUGUGUGUAGAUUCCACCUCAGUGAGCUGGGAGUGUCUGUGGCAGAGAGAAGUCCAGACUCAGAGGCAGAAGCUGAAGCAGGAGAGGAGGGAGGCCAGGAGGCAGAGAGAGGUUAGGCUUGUGAAGAGUCACAGGUGUCUCCCUCUCCUGCUGUGACAAGCUCCCUUCUCCCAGGUCUGCCAAAAACAGAAGAGGCAUGAAACAGGCAGAAAACAAGUUAGCUCCAUGCAGGCGCAGUCUUGGGGAAACCCUGGAGAGGAAGGCACUUAGGCAGCUGUGGGAAAGUGGAGACCUUCUGUUUCUGCAACCACUUCAUGAGGGCCAGACCUGCUGGAAAUGAGUUGCUGUGCUCAUUAGGCCUAAUAAUGAGUUAAUAAUGAGUUAACACAAACUUGCACAGUGCGAUUUACUUCUGGCUCGCUCCUCUCAUUGAUAUGGGGGGGAGGGGAGUUGUUUGCAAAAAAAGACAAAAUGGUAAUAUAAUCACUAAAAAAACCUACAGUCAAAAUCCAGGACAUACAAAAAGUAAAAACAAAUUAAAACUCAUGCAAGCUGUUAUAAAAAAAAACUGCUCCCUUUCCCUUAUCCAAGAGCCCGUAUAGAGUCCUUAAGUGGAUUCCCUAUCAGUGGGAGAAAAAAGCAGAGGCUAACCAGAGAAUAUUGAGAAGCAAAGAGGCUAGUAAGCCUGAUCUUUAUUAAAGGUCCUCACUCACCACACGCAGGAGGGAGGAGAACCCUGAACAAUGGUACGCAAGCCCUUAUAUAGACUUUUGAAACUGCCCACCCUGUAGCCCAAGACCACCCCCCAAAACAUCAUACAUACAUCACAGAAGGAGGCGGACUCCAGCAGAAAUCCUGAUUGCUAGAAUAUCUGUUAAUGGUCACUGAUUGCAUUACCUGGGCAGCCUGGCCAUUCUUUUGUGAUGGUUAAUACUUUUAAUUCCUGAAAGCAGGUCACAGGCUCACCCUAUUCAUAAACAAAUACGCCCUUAAGACAGGAUCUGUAAGCAAAAGACAAAGGGAAGGCUUUCCCAUUUCCUUCCUAAUUGCAGAGAAAUAUCUGAGGCCAAUUUGGGAGAGUCAAAAUGGCUUCAGGAUUGCUCUCCCGUACUAUUUCAGACACGUGGUUUAUAUACUUAUGUAUGCGUUUGCCUUGUACAUUUACAGACAUUUCAUCUAUAUUUGGGACCUUAGAAUUCUGAUAACAAAGCUUUCUAAGCAACUGGUCAGGCUGGCCUAAAUAAGAAGGUCUCCAGCAGCUUCACAAAAUGACAAGGCAGAAAAUUGUGUAGCUGUUGCCUGAGGGUGGGCUGAGAGCCAGCUCCUAGCUAGAGUCUGUCCUGUCAGGUGCCACCCGCCUUGAGAAACUGGAGUAACUCAAUAUCUCCGUGUGGUACACUGUAACCUUUGAAAGUCUGCCACGGCGAGACUGGGAGAUCCUCAAAGGCUGCUAAAUGCAGCCUUCCUGAGGGGAAGCUUUGUGUUUUCUUCCCUGCCCCUCCCCCCCCGAAGUCUUUAUCAUAUUCCCCCCUUCCUUCCUUGGGAUGGGAGGUGGGGAAGGGAGGUCAAAUUCAGCCACGGCAUUCACUGCGUAGUGGCACAGAGUUUGUGGGGCCAAAGCCCGGGCUCCCCCUACCCUCCCCUCUCCGGUCACCCUGUGACUGCCCCCCUCUGCUAUCUGAUCCUGCCCCAACAGUUGGCAUAAGUGAAGAGCAUAUGUGUGAAUUUAAGGAGGGAGACAAGGACAUGGAAGUGUGUAUUUCAAGUCCAGGUGGAAAAAUAUAUGCCUCUGUGUCCGUGAGAGAGGCCUCGGUUGUUUAGGUUUUGGUGGGCAAACGACAACCGCAGGUGGAAUUCAGGUGAUGCUGUGUUUGUGUAUGUCUGCCAACCAGGCUACUAUUAUCUCAGGGUCUCAGUACCUAACCUUUAACCCCUCAGACCUUGUGGGAGGGCGGACUAUAUUUUGAAGAAGAAAAAUGAACCAAUUCCUAUGCCCCGCAAAUAACCCAGAGAUGCAUUUUAAAUAAAAGCACACAUUCUACUCAUGUAAAAACACCAGGCAGGCCGCACAAAUACAACAACAGCAAGAAGAAACUCCUCCCAAGUACAUCCAGUACGGGUCAUAUGACACACACACACUGAGCUAACAUCCGGUGCUCAGUACAGAAUGGACUGCCCCUUUGUUCCCAUGGCAACAGUCACAAACAUCCUGUCUGGCUUUCCAGCCACAAGCAGCUGGCUGAGCUGCUAGAGCCUUUGCUUGCUGCAGCAUUGGUGCUUUAUGGUAACAUACUCCCCCUAAAGUAUCAAUGUGUGCUGCGAGCAAAGCGUCAUCCAGAGAAGAAAACAAACAGUUGUUAUAUUUAUAACAUUCCCCUGUUGUUUCAGUUCCACCCUUGGAACUACCCGCCACUGGUUUAACCAAUGUACCUCUCUGGUUGUGUGACUUCGCAUUACCUUGGUUAACAACUCUCUGUUGUGCCUUUGUCUCUGACUCAGACACAGCUUCAAGCUGUCCUUGGUCGUUUACAAUAGCAACAUAUGCAAGGUUAGCAAACUCCUUUGAAUACCUCUUGGGUGGUACACCCUUCGUUGCUCUCUCAGACCUGCGUAUGAGGUUCUGAUCUUCUGUGCUCACUGGUUCAACCUUUGGACUCUGUUGAGAACCAGUAGCAAUCAGUGGUUCAUCCUCCUCUUCUGAGGGUCUAGUCAUUAUGUGAGAUUUCCUCUCAAUGACUGUGACAACUGAGCUGUCUGAGCUAUCGCUGUCAUCAUCAGUACUACUGAACUCAAUAAGAUCAAACUCAUCAUCAUCAUCAUCAUCAGAAUCGUUUCCUGUGGGAAAUGUCUGUACUAUCCGCUCUUGCUUUGGAGCACUCUCUAGGAACUUUGUGAGAAUCACCUGACCAGAUUCAGACAAAAUUACUCUGUAGAGACCUUUUUCAUAACCCACAAAAAUGCCUCUGGCAUUCUUUACACCACCUGGAGCUUCUGUUCUCACAUGAGACCCGAAAACCUUAAAAUAGGCAACAGAAGGUUUUCUAUUGAACAGCUUCUCAAAAGGAGAACAUCCCAACUCUGUUGAGACCUUUCUCAACCACACAUGAAGAUAGGACGCUAGCGAUUCGGCCCAAUAUUCAUGUGGCAAAUGUGAACUCAGCAAUUGCGCAUUCAUCCCCUUUUGCAAUUCUUUGUUCACUUUCACACAGACCCCCCUGUUCCACGCUUCUUGCGAAACUGCAACUUUGUGGUCUAUCCUUUUUCCAUCCAGGAACUUCUGAAACUUCUGCAACAGAAAAAUUUGCUUCUCAUCUGUGAAAAGACAAUCAAUGUUAGCAUCAUGCAUACUUUUAACCUUGUCACAAAACUCCUGAAACUUUUCUAAAGUUUCUUGCGGUUUCUCCAUCAUAUAAACCCAAGAAUAAUUAGUGAAACAAUCCACACACAAAAGGUAAAAUCGUGCACCGCCUCUAGAUGGUUCUAGAGGACCAAUCACAUCAGCAUACACCCGCUGAAAUGCUCUGUCGACCUUCUUGGUCUUAGUCACCUUCCUGGUGCUCACACUGGUCACUCCUGCAAGAGAGAUUUCGUUAGAAACAGCAGAAUUACAUUUCAUGUAAUCACUUUGAUCAAAAGUCAACAAAUACAGUCCAUCUUUCUCUUUGGCAGUAAGAAACAGUUCUCCAUCUUUGUAGAUCUUGCAGCUUUUAGCAUCAUAGGACAGUUUCAGUCCUUUCUUUGCAAUCUGCGACACGCUCAGCAGAUUAAAUCUCAGUUCUGGAACCAGGUAAACAUCACUUAUAGUCAAGUUCAGACUCUCAAGAUACACAGUCCCAAUUCCAGUUGCUUCCAACUCCUGACCGUUGGCCUGUUUCACAGUGAAGCUUUGCUUCUUCAACGUCGAAAAUAGUCCUCUGUGCGGGCACAUGUGAACCGUUGCGCCCGUGUCAAUUAUGAACGAGUUCCCAACAUCUGGCGUGGUUCCUUUCGCCAUCAUAGCCUUUGCAGGUUUCACCUGGCACUUGGUACGGCUUUUGCCUGACGCCUGAGGCUUCGUAGAGCUGCUCUUUGCUCCUCUUGACUGGCGCGGCUUCUUACAGUUUCGCUGUAGAUGCCCAGUCUGUCCACAAUUGUAGCAUCGGACAGCACUCAAUGCUACACCAUGCUCUCCAGUAGCAUCAGCAGUGGGGAAUUAGAACUCUGUUCUUCCCUCCCCCUGUCUUUUUCUUCCAGUGCAGCAAGUCUGUCGUGUUCAUUCAGGACCACAGCACAAACUCUCUCCGCGGUCAGCUGCGCGGCCGGUAGGGAACCAAGCUGACUGGCAACAACCUUGUAGGUGCGGCUAAGGCUGUUUAUCAUCAUGAAGCAAAACACUUCCUCCUGAAGACGGAAAUUGCGUUCCACCAUCUGUUGACGCAGAAACUUCAUUUCUGUCAGGUGCGCUUGAACAUCUCCAUCAGGCGCAAGUCUCAGAUUGGUCAAUUUCUCAAAAUACAGCAACGCUGAAGAACCAGCAUCUCUCUGAUGCGUUGUACGCAGCGUGUCCCAUACCUCUUUCGCAUUUUCUAAAUGCUGAACAUGCACCAACUGAUCAUCUGAGACACACAGAAUUAUAGCAGUCCUGGCCCUUACAUUCUGUGACUCCCAACCUCUGGUUGGUGCUGCAGGGAUGGGGUUUUCAAUUACAUCAAAAAGCCUCUGAUUCUGCAGCAGGGCCUUCAUCUUUACAGACCAAGAUGAAUAAUUGUCAUUGGUCAAGGGAGGUGGGCAAGGCAAACCUCCCCCUUUCUGGGCAUCCAUCUUGAAGCCAAGCCUCUCUCACCUCCAAACAAGCUGCAAAAUCCAACAGCUGUUUUUUCUUUCUCACGCAGCAAACACCAAGAGAUGCAUUUUAAAUAAAGGACACAUUCUACUCAUGUAAAACCACGCUGAUUCCCGGACUGUCCACGGGCCGGAUUGAGAAGGGAUUGGGCUGGAUCCGGCCCCCCGGCCUUAGUUUGCCUACCCAUGCUUCAACCUGUGUUAUGUUCCUAUUUUUUAAAUGCUCACCCACGCUACGUUCACAGAAAGCAAUGGAGAUAUUUAGGAAAUUGGGUUUUUAAAAAAAUAUUUUGAUCCAUAAUCCUUAGUAUAGAUUGUAAUAGAAAUAACCUUUUGAUUAAAAUAUAAAUUCUAUCUAUUUCUAUCUAUCCUAUAUGACCAUAGACACACCUUUUCCCCUUCCAUUAAAUAGACUAUCGCAGAGCACCUCAGAUAUUGUUUGGUCAUAUAUUUUCUGAUUUACCUCUUGGCCUGGUUGCUCGACACUGAACGAUGACCCUCAAGGAACCACAAUUUGAGGCAAUAUGUUGGUUGCCUCCUAUGUGGGGUCCUUAUUCAAUUAGAACCCCACUCCUGCAAGUCUUUUAAGUGAGCAAAGGGGAAUGCUGACCCUGCUGCACACAAAAACAAAAGCUGUAUGUGCGCCUGUCCUUGUUGGCUCUUUAUAAUACCUCUUCAGGCAUUUUUAUUUCAGUUUGCUUCUUAUUAACAUCCAUAGAUUCAUAGAAUUGUAGAGUUGGAAUGGACCACAAGGGUCAUCUAAGUCCAAUGAAGGAAUAUUUUGCCCAACAUAGAACUUGAACUCACAGCCCUGAGCUUAAGAGUCUUGAGGUAAUUUAGAAAUAUUUUCAUAACGGAAUACAAGUGCCCCAUAAUAGUUCUCCUGCACUGGUAAGAAACUGAUCUUUAAGCAUGGUGACCAAAUACACUUCGGAACUCCCUGCCAAUUGACACCAGGCAGGUGGUUUCGCUGUGAACUUUUCAGCACCUGCUUAAAACAUUUUUGUUUAGGCAAGCCUCAUGCAGAUAUGUAACAUGCAGACAUGCAUUUAACCUCUCUCUCUUUUUGCUUACUGUUCAUUCAAAAAAUAAUAAUGAGUGUUUUUAAAUACUGUAUCUGUUUUCAACCGUCCUGUUGAUAAUUUAAAUGUUUUGGGGUUGUUUUUUUUGUAAACAGCUUGUAAAACUUUGUAAACAGUUUUAUUACAAUCUAGCGGUAUAUAAAUGUUGUGAAAUGACAUAAAUAAGAGGAGAGGUCCCUGCCCCAAUGAGCUUACAAUGUAAGCUUUUUCAUAAGGAGAGAGCAGAGGAAGGGGGCAGGAAAAGAAGGCAGGAAGGGGCAAAGGAAGACUGUUUUAUGUACCUGUGCUUGGUUUUAGAAAGGCAGGGGGAGCAAGUGGCUUUAUGGAAAGGGUGGGGGGGGGUCAUUGGACUGAAGGGGCGUUUGGUUGAGAUGUCAGCCUUACAGGGAGAAGAAAGUUGCCAAAGGUCAGACUUUUAGAAGACAUCUGAAGGCAGCCCUGUUUAGGGAAGCUUUUAAUGUUUGAUGCAUUACUGUAUUUUAAUAUUUUGUUGGAAGCCGCCCAGAGUGGCUGGGAAAGCCCAGCCAGAUGGGCGGGGUAUAAAUAAUAAAUUAUUACAGUGGUACCUUGGGUUAAGUACUUAAUUCGUUCCAGAGGUCCGUACUUAACCUGAAACUGUUCUUAACCUGAAGCACCACUUUAGCUAAUGGGGCCUCCCACUGCUGCCGCGCCACCGGAGCACAGUUUCUGUUCUUAUCUUGAAGCAAAGUUCUUAACCUGAAGCAUUAUUUCUGGGUUAGCGGAGUCUGUAACCUGAAGCGUAUGUAACCCGAGGUACCACUGUAGUAUUAUUAUUAUUAUUAUUAUUAUUAUUAUUAUUAUUAUUAUUCACUGCUUCCGACUUGCUGAAAGGAGAAUGUUGGGAGUCAGCCACUUGGAAGAGGCAGGAUGCGGUCCCUGGCCACCUCAGAACCACGCAGCUUGUCUACACCAGGCAAAAUGUGAUGUAUGGGAGAUGCCACCACACUGACUGGUGUACCCAGCUCAUAAAACUAAUGUUCUUACUGCAGCGGGUUCAGGAUCAGGGUGAGGUUGGGAAGAAUGCUUUUCAUGUGUUGACAUUUGGGACCAGUCUAUUUCUGGUCUGAGUCAAUUUCACAUCUGCUCAUUCGUAAGAACAUAGGAAGGGCUCUGCUGGAUUAGACAAUCCUGUCCACCAUCCGAUUCUCACCGUGGCUGACCAGAUGUCUAUGGAAAGCCCCCAAGCAGACAAGGUUGCUGGGUAUGUUUAGCCUUGGAAAGAUGAAACUGAGAGGGGAUAUGAUAGCCAUCUUCCAAUAUCUCAAAGGCUGUCACAUGGAAGAGGGAGCAAGCUUGUUUUCUCCUGGUCCGGAGGGUAGGAACUCGAACCAGUUGCUGUUAUAGCCAAAAUCGGUUUGAAAUCCACAUCGUGAUAAUGGUUUCAUAAUAUCUGACAUGGCAAUACAUCGCAAAUCACAAUGUGUGUGUGUGCUAUAUAAAAAACUGUGAUGGGGGGAAACCGUGAAGCCGGUUAUUGCUUCCCUUGUGAUUUCUGCUGCCGCUGUUGCUCUGUACUAUAAAAUAACAGUUGUAACCCUAUGUUAAAAGUAAGUAAAAACGUCCCAGUUUUAGACUCUGAAGUAGUAGUAGUAGUAGCCACGACAUUAUGCUGUUUGCCUCGACAGUGGUACCUUGGUUCUCAAACUUAAUCCGUUCCGGAAGUCCGUUCCAAAACCAAAGCGUUCCAAAACCAAGGCGUGCUCUCCCAUAGAAAGUAAUGCAAAACAGAUUAAUCCGUUCCAGACUUUUAAAAACAACCCCUAAAACAGCAAUUUAACAUGAAUUUUACUAUCUAACGAGACCAUUGAUCCAUAAAAUGAAAGCAAUAAUCAAUGUACUGUACUAUAAAAUAAAUAAGACCAUAUUGCAGGUGAUAAAAAUUAAAAUUAAUGUUUUUUCUUAUCUGCACUGAUGAUAGUCGUUGUUUGGAUGGUGAGGGCUUUUAUCCAUUUCCACAGUCACACAAUCAAUCAAUUAAUCAGUAGCUGAACUGGGUUCCACAUAGCCACAAAAACAAAUUAAACAAAAAAGCCUCAAAAACGCAAAAUAAAAAGCAAAAACAUAAGCGCCAAAUACAGUGGUACCUUGGUUCUCGAACUUAAACCAUUCCAGAAGUCCAUUUGACUUCCGAAAUGUUCGAAAACCAAAGCGCAGCUUCUGAUUGGUGCGGGCGCCCUGGAAACAACAGCUGAUAGCUGCAUCGGACGUUCGGCUUCCGAAAAAUGUUUGAAAACCGGAACACUUACUUCUGGGUUUUCGAUGUUUGGGAACCAAGGUGUUUGAGAACCAAGGCACCACUGUAUAUACAGUAGUUACAUCCACAUUUCAGACGUGGUGAUACAGUAUAUCAGUAUAUUGUGAUGUUUAGCUGGUGAUAUAUCACAAAGUUGAAAACCAGAUAUCGCCCAGCCCUACUAUUUGUCUCUACAUAAGGUAAAGGUAAAGGGACCCCUGACCAUUAGGUCUAGUCGUGGCCGACUCUGGGGUUGCGGCGCUCAUCUUGCUUUAUUGGCCAAGGGAGCCAGCGUACAGCUUUCGGGUCAUGUGGCCAGAAUGACUAAGCCUCUUUUGGCGAACCAGAGCAGCGCACAGAAACGCCGUUUACCUUCCCGCUUUCGAACUGCUAGGUUGGCAGGAGCAGGGACCGAGCAAUGGGAGCUCACCCAGUCGCAGGGAUUCGAACCGCCGACCUUCUGAUCGGCAAGUCCUAGACUCUGUGGUUUAACCCACAGUGCCACCCGCGUCCCUUUGUCUCUAUAUAGUUCCAUCCUUAUUCCAGACCUUGUGAUAUAUCGGUAUAUCAAGACGUUUAGCUGAUGAUAAAUCAUGAUGUUGAAAGACAUCACAGUUCACUCGUGCACCAUAAAUUCAGCUCGCUUGCCUGCUGCCCCUCUUGCUUGCCCACUCUGCUCCCCUGCCCCACUGCCAGCCUCGCUUCCUUGCCUGCUGCCUUACUUGUUCACCACAUCCCUUGCCUGCCUCCUUUGCUCCCCUCACCCUGGAGCCUGCACAGCCCAUCACCAGUGUGACAACAGACUAGCAAAAAACAGCACAGAGAGAAAACACACAUUUGUAGUGUGUGUUUUUGGUACGUCUUUUGAGUGAAGAACUGCUGCAACAAAGUUUGGAAUCCAAAGGAUAGUUAUGCACCGAUGUGGAUAUUAUUCUGGGAGCUGCAGAUCACAUCAGUUUAAAUUGCAAUUUGCAGAAAUCAGAUGCCUCGAAAAGAAUAGUAAGUGCAAUCGGAUGAAGAGCUCCCCCCCCCCCCCGACAGAGGUUUGACCUGGUGAGCUUCUGUUGUGUUGUGGUUUCUAUGCUCCCUGGUAUUUACAGGAAGUUCUAGGUGCUGCACCUUUUCUCUUUAAAUUUGCUUGAAUUGGAUGAACUUUUAAUCUGUUUUGCUGUUCAGUUGUUCUUUUCGUGUUUGAUAAUGUGAGACGUCUUGAGCCUUUAGAAUGUAUUCAUCUAUUGUUUUCAAUCUAGGUAGGCUGCUUUUCACCAUAAAUGGAGAAGUCAGCAUAUCGAAGGAUGGCUGUGUUUUGACUUGUGUAUUGCUUCAGAAAGUACAAAUUAGACUAGUCUGCUUUUAGUUCAGUUGGUUAGAGCAUGUCGCCGAUGACGCUAAGGUUGCAGGUUCGAUCCCCAUAUGGGAGAGCUGAAUAUUCCUGCAUUGCAGGGGGUUGGACUAGAUGAUUCUCAGGGUCCCUUCCAACAAUUCUAUGAUUCUGCUGUUUGUUUCAGGGGCUGAAUGGAUGACAUUUCUGUACAGCUUGCUCCUUUUAUACAGAAAACUAUCACCUCAAAGAGAAGUUUAAGCUACAGUACUUUCCCCUGGCAUGCUAGCUUUCUGUGUCUGAAGGGUUUUGUGGGGGGGGGGGAGCAUAUGUCAUAGAAACAUAAAGGUAAAGGUAAAGGGACCCCUGACCAUUAGGUCCAGUCGUGGCCGACUCUGGGGUUGUGGCGCUCAUCUCGCUUUAUUGGCCAAGGGAGCCGGCGUACAGCUUCUGGGUCAUGUGGCCAGCAUGACUAAGCCGCUUCAGGCGAACCAGAGCAGCGCACGGAAACGCCAAUUACCUUCCCGCCAGAGCAGUACCUAUUUAUCUGCUUGCACUUGGACGUGCUUUCGAAGUUUUAGGUUGGCAGGAGCAGGGACCGAGCAACGGGAGCUCACCCCGUUGCGGGGAUUCGAACCGCCAACCUUCUGAUUGGCAAGUCCUAGGCUCUGUGGUUUAACCCACAGCGCCACCCGUGUCCCACACAUAGAAACAUAGGAAACUGCCUUAUGCAGAGUCAGGCCAUUGGUCCAUCUAGCUCAGUAUUGUCUACAUCAGGGACAUCCAAUUCCCAAUAGACUGUGGUCUACUGGCUGUGAUCAACCCAUUGUACAAAGACUGGCAGUGCUCUACCCAAAGUUGUGGAGCUUUUUUUUAGGAAGCCAAAGUUGUUGAGUUGGGAUGGGUUUUUUUGGGAACACCCCGCAAUCUACACAUAAAUCACGAUCUAUCUGUUGGAAAUGCUGGGUCUACAUUGACUGGCAGCAGUUCUCAGGGUUUCAGAAAAGGUUCUCCCCCAGCUCCAUCCAGAGAGGCUAGGAUUGAACCCAGGACCUUCUGUACUCAAAGCAGAUGGUCGACCACUGACCCAUGGUCAUUCCCUGUCAGAAUCUCCCCACGUGUAGUCCGAAGUGGGAUAGUCAUGGGCCAGGACUGUGUCCUGUGCUGCUUUCGUCCAGUGAACGAUGUGUCCAUUUCCAAUGUGGCAGGAAGGAAGAAGAAGAAGAAGAAGAGGAGGAGGAGGAGGAGGAGGAGGAGGAGGAGGAGGAGGAGGAGUUUGGAUUUGAUAUCCCGCUUUAUCACUACCCAAAGGAGUCUCAAAGCAGCUAACAGUCUCCUUUCCCUUCCUCCCCCACAACAAACACUCUGUGAGGUGAGUGGGGCUGAGAGACUUCACAGAAGUGUGACUAGCCGAAGGUCACCCAGCAGCUGCAUGUGGAGGAGCGGGGAAGCGAACCCGGUUCCCCAGAUUACGAAUCUACCGCUCUCAACCACUACACCACACUGGCUCCAUGUAUGCACACAUGCACAGAUUGGCCUCUGAGCUAUUCCUGGCUCCCUGAACUAGAGGCCAAACAGUUGCCAGUGGAUUGCGCUGUAGGCGUUCUGCAAAACCGAAAGGGCUGCUUGAGUGUUGCAAGCAACAUCAGUUUCGACUCAACACUGUUUUUAGAAGGAGAGGCAUAUACAGUAUAUACAUUAUAUAGUGCCCAUAUAGCAUGCUGGAAAAGAGGGGUAAGGUGGUCAUAACUCAGUGUCAGAGUUGCUGCCUUGCAUGCUAGAAGGGUCCAGGUUCCAGCCCUGGGAUCUCCAAUUAAAACCCCAGAAUCAUAGAAUGGAGAAGAGUUUGUUAAAGCCUGUACAGCUGUUUCAUAAACCUUGGGUUAAAUAUAUAAAUCAGAAUUAUCCUGUAUCAAUCCAAAUGGAGGAAGUUGAUGGGGUGGGAGAUAUUUCCCAUAACACUAUUUUUUUUAAAGAAGUGAGAUAGGACUUUGUGCAAUGUAUUUUUGUCAAUGCUUCUUUCAAAAUAUUUGUCUCCAAACAGACAAGAAGCUAUUGAAAAUAUUCUAAGAGUUUAACCUUUGUGUGUAAUGUUUGGAACUAAGUAAUAAGUUACUUGCAUUGCAGGGCGUUGGAGUAGAUGAGCCUUGGGGCCUCUAGGAGAAGACUGGGAGUUGGAGGUGUUUGAAGAGGUAACAGGGCUUAGUGAGCAGGGAGGGUCUGUGGCAGAAAGGAGGCCAAAAUCAGAGGCAGGAGAGGGGGGAGGCCGAGAGGCAGAGAUGAGUCUGGCGGGGGAAGAGGCAUCGGUGUCUCCCCAUCCUGCUGCAACAAGCUCCCCUCCUCCCUUAUCUCCCAGAACCAGAAGAGACAUAAAACAGGUGGAUGAGAGGUUGGCUGCAUGCAGGCAGAGUCUCCGAUUACUUGGCUGUGAGGAGCUGGGGUCUUUUUCAGUCUCAGCAACUGGUUUUCAUGGUUUUGCUAAGAAACUGUUCAAACUCCAACUUUGAACUGUGUGAUUACUGACCAGCACGCUCCUUUGACACCAGUGACAGAUUGGGAAUAUCAGAAACGAUACGAUAAUCUUUAUUGUCAUUGUCCCAUACAGAACAACUAAAUUGAAAAAUCUGCAUUCAAAAACCAACAAGCUUGCUAUCCCAGCUAUCCCAACCUGGUUAGCCCCCUAAAAACUCUGAUACCCCAUUUUAAAAUACAAUAUACUGCCACACAGACUCCUUACAAUGCGUUUAAAACCAAAAUCACAUUUGGGUAGAAACUGUUUCUCAGGCGGCUAGUCCUAGUCUUUAUAACCCUGUACCUUCUUCCAGAAGGCAGAAGCUGAAAGAGAAAAACCGAUAUUGACAGGUUUGCUGAGUCCCUGCCCCUAAGUCUGCGCAGCUGUUUCAGCUACAAGAUUUCCUCACCGCCCCAAUCUGGAUUGUGGGAAAGAAUAUCUGUGCAACUGAAUGCCUCAAAAAUCCUGUAAUUAUUGUGUCAUCCCCCACCUUCCCCCCAUACAAAAAAAAAAAGCACCUUGUCAAACACCCACCUCUAACUGGGGAGCAUUUUAAUGCAUUUUGGAGAGGCACCUGAGAACGUUCUGUGGCUUUGUGUGUGCAUAUUAUCUUUCUCUCGUGUGUAUAUUUGUGGGAGCUUGUGGGCUGCGGAGUGAAGGAUAAUUUAUGGCUCUGCUUGCUAAUGGAGUAACUGAUGGGGCCAAAUCAACCUUCUGCCACCUUGUUAAAAAAUCCUCCUAAAAUUAAAUCCUUACAGGAGCGGGUGGUUGGUUUUUCCUCCUUCCCUUCUCUUCUUCUGCAAGUGAUUUGCUGAACCAGGUCUGAGUGGGGUGAGCUGCAAAGAAAGGCCUUGUGGAAGCAAUGUCUUGCCACAGGCUGCGUCUGCUAAAAAGGAGUGUCAUUGUGUAGCUGGAGGUGUAGCUGCACCCCCACUAAGUAUGAGAUGCUCACUGAGGCUUCCAGCAGCGACUAAUGGAACUCAGAGCUCAGUCACUGGGAAGAACCAUCCUUCAGAAUGGACCCUCCCUGUCUCUUCUCUGCGGGGUUCUAAGUAUCGCCUUUUGUUCCGUCUUUAGGGCAUGUGGCCGAUGAACCGGCUUGCUCCAUUUAAAAAACAAACAGACUAGGCUGAAAACCUUUCUCUUGUAGUGGGGGUGGGCGUCUUAGCCUCAGGUCCCAAGGAACAGCCCUACCUAGGAAAGAGAAAACCCAUCAGAAAGACUCUCUUUUGUAAGAGAAAUUGCAGGCAGCUUCCCAUGACAGAGGAGAAAAACCCGCUAGCCACAACUUUUAUUUAGGACAGCUCGAAACGUCGCAAAAUAGCAAGCUUUCAAGUCCUCCAGAGCUCCUCAUCAGGCUGGGUGCUAGAGUAGGGGAGAUAAACAGUGAAACAGGCUUGCUUUUAUAGCCAGAAAGUCUGCAUUGGGUCACAGUGGGCUCAUCCACAGGGGUUCUCCACAGAUAGGUUUGUGAGGCUGGUGGGAGAGCUUUACUUUCUUUUCCCCUUAGGUAUGAAAAGAAGGGAGGCCAGGUUUCAUCAAAGGUAUUUUCCUUUAUGACCCCAGUGGAAUCUACACACAUAUAAAAAACGCUGUGAAAAUGCUUUUAAAAAAAGUUUUUAAAAAUAUACCGAAUUUGCCGUAAGCCCGCCAUCGCCAUCUAGUGUCGCAUUCGUAUAAUGCACUUAAAACACACUUAAAAUGUUAUAUUUGCAGCUGUAUAGCUCAGUUCCCCAUUUGCAACUCUUCUAAGACCAGUUAGUCAUUCUGAACUAGCUCUAUCCCAAAUAUUAUUGGGAUACAGGUCUGCACUUUAAAGUGCUGUGUUCAAAUGCUCCCCCCUGUUUUCCCCAUGAAAACUUGUUCUUUAACGCUGAUUUGGAAUAAACGGGUUUUCUGCAGAUUGCUGUUUAUGCCAAUUCAGCGGUAAAGAGUGGGUUUUCACAGAGAAAGUGCUGGGGUGAAAAACAAAAUGCUCAGAAACAAGGCUUUGAAGUGCUGACCUGUGCCUAGAAACACAGCACAAAGGGAAGUCUGGAUGAGACCAGUCUUACUAAUGGAGUUGGGGGGAAAUAGAGAAAGGAAUUCAAUUCAGUUUGCAGUUAAAGGUAAAACUCCCUAGUUUACACUUUCUGUAACAUUACGCAAACUGAUGCAAAGCCAGCCUUCAAAAUUUGCAGUUCUCCAGAUUUUAUGGUCUAAACCACUGAGCCUAGUGCUUGCCGAUCGGAAGGUCGGCGGUUUGAAUCCCUGUGAUGGGGUGAGCUCCCGUUGUUCGGUUUCAGCUCCUGCCAACCUAGCAGUUUGAAAGCACACCAGUGCAAGUAGAUAAAUAGGUACUGCUGUGGCGGGAAGGUAAACGGCGUUUCUGUGCGCUGCACUGGUUUCGCCAGAAGCGUCUUGGUCAUGCUGGCCACAUGACCCAGAAAAACUGUGGACAAAUGCCGGCUCCCUCAGCCAGUAAAGAGAGAUGAGCACCACAACCCCAGAGUCGUUCGCGACUGGACUUAACUGUCAGGGGUCCUUUACCUUUACCUUCUCUAGCCAAGUAACACAUACUGUAGAUGUGUGCCAUAAAGUGUACAUAAAAAGGCAUGCAUCCGUCUAAGCGAUAUUGCAGGAACGCAUUACAAUUCAGAGAAAAUACAUAUUGAACUCGCAUAAAUGUAGGGUUGCCUGUAUGGUUCGAAGUGACUUUUCCACAAGGAGAAAAGUCCAGUUGUCCCUUCGGAGGCCAACCUUUUGUGCUAUCCUCUCCUGUGAGGCAAAACCACUUUGCCGGCUUUGAUACGGCUGUGCGUGCAAGCUGUCCUCACAGCGCCAUCCAAGCUUGCGCGACUCCAGGGCUCACAACCCUCUGAGGACCGUGGGGAGUUGCUCUUUUUCUUCUCCUCCCUUCAACCUUUUAGCUAACGAGGAAACAAAUGCCUGGGAUAUUUGUAGCGACCCUGGAGAAGCUGGAGUUGGAAGGUCAGUGUGGGUCUAGCAGAGGAGGCCUUGCACAGCUGAAGGGACCACCAGUCGCCAAGGAAACCAACCGCAACCUGUCAGUGGCAGAUGCUCAGGCCGGCCUGUGUGGCUUUGUUCCCCGACGAAAGGGAAAGGCCUGCAAUGGGGGAAGGAGUGCAAAGGAAGGGAAACAAGAGAACCAUAGAAUUUUUGAAGGGCAGAGUUGGAAGAGGCCACGGUGGUCACCUAGCCCAACGCCCUGCAAUGCACAAAUCUUUUGCCGAAAGUAAUUGUGAUGAUAUGAUAUGUGGAUGAGGGUGAAACCAGUCGUGUGUGUGUGUGUGUGUGUGUGUGCGAUAUAUAACAUUUUAUAAAACAUGCAUUUUACUAAUUCUCCUGUUUAAACGAGAAGCAGAAAACCGGAACUUUAAUUGUCUGUUCUGACAUUGUGUCACCUCAAAUACAGUUUUGGAUUUUGGGGCUGGUUUGUUUAUUAGUUGCUGCAUUUAUAUCCCAGCUUUUCUCCAAAAGAGCUGAAGGUGGCAUAUUUUCUCCCCCUUUCCAUUUUUGUGAGGUAGAUUGGGCUGAGGGCAUACCCUCCAACAUUCCUCAGAUGAAAAUAGGGGCAUUUCUCAUGCCUCUCAGCUGACCGUCCUUGACCCCCCCCUCAUUUUUUGUGUCCCUCACCCAACCCAGCCACAAAGCAUAACUAAUAAUAAUAAUAGUAAUAGAGCAUUUCUUAUAAGAAGUGCAAAUGCCACCGCCACUUAACCAACAGGACACAACACAUGCACCCUCUACCGUUCUGAGAAAGCCCCUUAAGCCCAGUUUUAUUUAAUUUUAUUCUUUGAUAAAUUUACAAAGAGAAAAACAAACACCAACAAAUACAUUUUAGAAAGGGGCAAGAUUAGACACAGGCACACAAGACUUUUUUUAAAAAAGAAAAGAAAAUCAAGACCCCAUGUGCUUCUUUCUGCUCCCCCUUUCUUCCCGCCGAGGGCUGCCCUGCCCUCUGCCUACCCCUCAGAGCCAGCGCAUCAUGUAAGGCUAGGCCUUGGCAAUGGCAGCCUCUCCUUCUCCUCUCCUAUUCUCCAGCAGCUGCUAUGAGCUGCCGGAGAAAGGACCUUGUCAGCGUUGGCCAGGGAGAGGCAAUGGAGAGACAAUGGGAUUCACCCUCGCAGCCGCAGCUGCUUCUUGGGGCAAACACCGGCUCAUAUUGGUCCCCGAGAUGAGUGGCAGUAGCACUGGAAGGGGAAAUAGGGACAUUCCAGGAUCAAUUCAGAAGCCAGGAUGGCUUUCAUAAUUCCGGGACUGUCCCUGGAGGAUCAGUGCACUUGGAGGGCAUGUAAUCCUCCUUUUAAAGAUUCAAAGAAAGCCAGUUCUCCAUUUCGCUGAUUUGGGGGGCGGAGGACCUAGCAAAACAUUAAAUAGCAGAUUGGAACUGAUCGUGCUGGUGUUAUGUAGCCUAAUUGGGCAGGACUUAUUAGAACAGGAAGCUAAUGCUACAAGAUGUUAGGAGACGAGGAGCACGCUCCCUCCCUCCACACUCGCUGCCACGAACUGAUCAAUAUUUCUUCCCUGAAAGGUAUUUAUUUCAAAGAAUAGAAAGAUCUCAGCCAGCAGAGCACUCAGGGGUCUGCAUUUAUAGGUUGUAUCAAGAGUUAACUUCCUGUCCCCACAUGAUCAAAAGCUGAGGUCAGGUCUACAAAGGUCACACACACAGAGCGUGGUUUGUUUGUUUUUUAAAAAAAUCAUUGAUCAAAUUAGAGGCAAACAUUUUACAUCGAUCACCGCCAUACCUUGCCAAUGUGUGAUAUCUUGUGCAACCUGUUUCAGACAAUGUGUUCUUCCUCCUCCUCUUCCUUCUCGCUGUUAACGUAGUGAAACGAUUUCCCUCAUCCAAACCUGAAAUCAUAAACCCUCCUGGCCUUUGCCCACUAACACACAGCUGGAGGAGGAAACCCCAUCCCUCCUUGCCCAGUACCUCUUGACCCUCUUAAUGGCUUCCUUGAUGGGUUAACAAUUGGUCACCAUCAGCCUUCGUCCCUCCAGUGACCCCCACUCAGCUAGCACUGCCAAGCUGGUUCGUUUGCAUAAACUGAAGUCCACGUUUGGCCCAUUUUAUUCAAGCCUCGAUUAAUUCUAACGUUUACUAAAUCCAGGAAUUAGGGGGAGGUUCUGGCACCCAGGAGUUUAGGGGAUCCUUGUCCACCUCAAAAAUAUAUAUAUAAUGAAAUGUGGUGUGGACAUGGCCUCAAAUUGACAGACUCAUCCAUCCUUACUCUGAACACAACACGCCAGUAGAUACAACAGCUGUUAGUCUGGUUCUCCUUUCCUACCUCCAUAACAUGGUUAUGGGAACUACGGAGAGGAUGACCCCAUCUGUCAUUCACUGGGCUGUUGCAAAGGCAUCCCCAUUGCAACUGUGCUCAUUCAGUGGGCACUCCAGACAUAAGUCACAAUAAAAGCUGCUUGGUGGUUGCGAUGCAACUCAUUAGAGUCUCCUCAUUGUGAGCAAUGAAAUCGGCUCUCCUCAGCAUACCUGAGCACGUCUGCUAAUCUACCUCUCCUCUCGGGAUGCCUUUUAAUGAGGGAAGAUGGAUAGCUCUUCUCAAGGACUUCCUUUGUGUCUAUUAGCCACUGCCAAGCUGGGCUCAUUUGCAUCUCUCCAUAUGUUUUUUUGGAGAUGUGGCGUGGUCCUGAAAGUUAGUCAGAAUCAUAGAAUUGUAGAGUCAGAAGGGACACUGAGGAUCAUCUCGUCCAACCCCCUGCAAUGCAGGAAUUUGCAUCUGUCCCGUAUGGGGAUUGAACCUGUGACCUUGGCGUUAUCAGCACCACGCUCUAACCAACUGAGCUAUCCAGAGGGAGAAAGUUCUGCAGCCCCAUGUUCUGCUUUAUAGAGAACAGGCCUCUGUUUGAAAGAGUCCUCUGCUCAGAAGGCUACCCAGUCCAAGCCCAGUUCAACUUAGCUUAGCCCCUUAAGCCUGAGACUCCCCAGCUCUGGUGCAAGGGGUAGACCUCCCACUCAUACUUAGGGACAUAGGAAACUGUCUAAUGCUGAAUUAGAGCACCGGACCAUCUAACUCAGGCAUGUCCAAGGUCCGUUUUGGGGGCCUAAACUGGGGUAAAAUCCUAGAAAAACUUCAAUAAGUCCAACCCUUAAAAAAGUUCAACAACUUCAAUCUUCAAUCCUAAAAAAAAGGUCAACAACUUUGGUUGGCUCUUCGGUCAGCCCCCACGGCCCUUCACUUCAUCAAAUCUGGCCCUCUUUGAAAAAAGUUUGGACACCACUGAUCUAACUCAAUAUUGUCGACACUGACUGGCAGCGACUCUCCGUGGUUUCAAGCUGGGUGUCAUGGGCUGGUUGGACACAGAGGAGUGGUGGGAGGCACCAGCUGGGGAACCCCCAAGGGAAGAAAGAGCCUGGGGGGUUGGUGGUGGGGCAAUGAUAAGUCGUUAGAGGGAGAAGAAUAAGAAGACUGGGGCGGAGGGGGAAGGUGUCAGAAGCUGAAGAGGUCACAGGGUUUAGUGAGCUGGGAUAGUCUGUGGCAGAGAGCAGUCCAGAAGCAGAAGCAGGAGAGGAUGGAGGCCCAGAGGCAGAGACGACUCUGGCGGGUGAAGAGGUCCCCUUCACCUGGGUAGGUUGCCGGACCCCAGGAAGGGGCAAGUGGUGUUUUUGUGUGUGUGUGUUUGAAUAUUUUUUAUUAGGUAUUUCAGCAUAACAAGUCAUCAAAAACACACCAUCCUCAUUUUCUCUCCCCAUUUUUCCCUCCCCCCCUCCCCAAGAAAUAAAAACCCACCCCCUGGACUUCCCUCAAGUCCUCUCUCUGGUUUUUCAGCACAUGUUAUUCCCUGCAUAUUAUAAAAUUGUAAAGAUCCUUAAUUUCUCUAUCUCUAUGUUACCAAAAAAAAGUUUGUGAGUGUUUAUUCAAAACCUGCCAAGGAGUCCAAUUCAUUUUGUUGUUUCUUUGUAAAAGGUUCCCAUUCUUCUUUAAAGUCACAGUUGUCCUUAUCACGUAGUUUAUGUGUCAACUUCGCCAAUUCCUCAUAGUCCAUAAGUUUCUCGUGCCACAAUUCUUUGGUUGGGAUUUCUUUGUUCUUCCAUCCUUGUGCUAUUAAGACUCUUGCCGCCGUUGUCGCAUACAUAAAGAUGUUUUUCAAUUUCCUUGGCAGGCCGGGGUGAGGCAAGUGUUGCACCCCCUAUGGUGGGUUUGGCAGGCAGGGUGGUGAUGCCCUCCCCUUCUUCUCCCUCUCUCUAGGCCAGCCGAGGGAUGGGGCGCACGUGGUGGGCGUCCCUUCUCCAGCCACAAGGAGAAGGAGGCGCCAUUGCCAGUGUUAUGUACUGAAGUUCUCACCCUGGGCCAGCAGGGGAUACUGUAGAUAGUUCAGGUCCAAAUAUGCAAAUAAGGGAUCGAAAGUGACGUUCAGUGAUUGGAUAGUUACAGAAAGUUGUUACAGUUACAUUGUACUGGAGCUCUAUAUAAGCAGGCUGGCUGAACCCUUGAGUUCAGUUCUGUUCUGACCUGUGAAUAAACAAGAGCUGUUUGAAGAAUCGCUGUGUCGUCUGAUAUAUUCACCCACAACUUAACAGCCAGCCCAGCCCUGAAGGCCUGGCUUGCCUUCCUGUGGCUCCAGCCUCGAUGAGGGAGCCUGUAGUGGGGCGCCUGGUUACGCCCCCUCAUAUAUUUACACCUGGGACCACGGCCCUCCGUGCUACGCCUCUGAUGUUCAGGGUCCGUCCUGCUGUGCUGCAUCCUGGCAAUGCGUUCCGUUCCAUGAGCUUUUGCAAACUGUUUCCUCCAAGCUCCUGCGGUGAGGACGGGCCUCUGGCCAAUGUGGAAACUGCAAAUUACAUUUGCAAUUGAGCAGCGAGUGAUUUCAAAUUGGAAUCGGCAGGUUCGCUGCUACCUGCUGACAGCAACCAUCUUGACAAAAAGCAGCUGAUCUGAGGCUCUGGCAGGUUCCUGUGCCUCCUUUGCUUAUGCAUAUGGAGGGGCUCUGUCAGUUUGUGGAAGCAGUAAGCCAUUUCCAGAGCAUGGAUUACAUUUAACUCUCUGUGUGGUGUGUGUGUGUGUGUGUGUGCCUGCAAUUUGCAGUGCACCAACACCCUUUUUUUCCAGAGGCUUUUGUGAUGUAUGCGAGAGCUGAUCCACACAUUUAUUUACUUAGUUUUAAAGCAGUUAUCUCCCGCUUUUCUGUGAGUUUUCCACCCGGCACCCCGGGGGCAGAUGGCAGUAAGUAGUUUAAGAACACAUUGCGUUGCAAUAAAAACAACAACAAAAUAGAAACCGGAGCCAAUUAAAGAGCAAAUAAAUGAUGGAUUUCACAGAAGAACUGCUAAACAGAUAUUGUUGAAAGCUUGGGCAUAUCCAAUGAGAUGUUUUUAACCGUCAUGGAAAAGAUUGCAAUGUAGAAGCAUGAUGGUUGGGACUGGGGAGCCUGUUCUGUUGAUAGUCUGGGGGCCAGUGCCGAGAAGGCCCUGACCUCUGAAGACACCCGUCUCACCUUUGGAGGUGGAAGCAUCUGAGUCUAUCCUACAGUCAACUCAAUGAUGUGAGACACCAUUUAAUGUUGCGGUCAUCACUUGAUGCUGCAAGCAAAUGAGAUGCAUCUGGGAUAGUCCAUGAAACACUUCUUUCAGUUGAAAAUAGAUGUUGGAGCUGAUUUGGGGGUGCUAUGGAAGUUCUGCUUAUUGCUUUUCCUCUACGAUAGGGAAAGAGAUUUUGUAUCCCUUUGAUUCCCAUUUCAAUACAAUCUCAUGUCAUCUGCACUUCCCAAGCCAUUUAUAUGCACCAGGUGAAAACAUUCCUCAUCUCCCAGGCCUUUGGCAAUCUAUGACCUUUUAAAUUUAUGUAUUUUUGCAUUUUUAUAUUGUAAACUGCCCUGUGUUCCUCAGAUAAAGGGUGGUAUGGAAAUGUUGUUGAUGACGACAACAACAACAACAACAACAAUAUAUGAACCAAAAUGCAACUAUCCUUCACACGUUUCUGAAUUUUGCAAUGCAGGCUCUCUACACAUCAUAUAUUUAAAGCACAUCACUUUCCCCAUAAAACCCCAUGAACUGCAGUUUGUUAAGGGUCCUGGGAACUAUAGUUCUGUGAAGGGUAAACUACAGCUCCCAGGAUGCUUUAAAUGUGCUUUACAUGUAUACUGCAUAUGAAGGCAUGGUUCUCCAACCAUAAAAUGUGAAUGAAAGUGCAAAUAUACAAGGAAAAUGCACAAAAUCUAUUUAUUUUAUUUUUUUAAUUUAUUUAUUUAUUUAUUUAUUUGUUUAUUAUCACAUACAGUUUGUAUAACCACUCGAAUGUAAAAAGAAAAAAGAAAAAAGAAAACCUCACAGUGGUUUACAAAAUGAGUGGAAUUAAUUAGUGAAAAGUACACAGACAUGCAUUGUAUUAGGGAACGCUGCUUGCAAAAAUGUCUCCAGCAAUGUGGAUGUUAAGAGAAAUGGGCACAAGAGCGAGUACAAAUUUUCAUGCAAGCUCUUAGAAAGCCAUUCACAAACUGAUGCAGAAAUGGUGCAAGCUGGAAUUAAGAAGGGAAGAAUGAAUCAUUCAAUUGUAGAGUUAGAGGGGACCACGAGGAUCAUCUAGUCCAGGCAUGGCCAAACUUGGCCCUCCAGCUGUUUUGGGACUACAACUCCCAUCAUCGCUAGCUAACAGGACCAGUGGUCAGGGGUGAUGGGAACUGUAGUCCCAAAACAGCUGGAGGACCAAGUUUGGCCAUGCCCCAACCCUCUGCAAUGCAGGGCUGUUGUUUUUUGCCCAAUAUGGGGCUCGAACCCACAACCCUGAGAUUAAGAGUCUCAUGCUCUACCAACUGAACUAUUCCUCAUGGGCAAACUCAACCAAUCAGUUCAUUUUUAGUCUCCGAUAGCUGUUUCACAUGGAGAAGCUAUUGCUUGAUGGUGCUGUUGCAGAGAGAAUGGCAUAUAUAUGUGAAGUAGUGGGAGGUAGGGAUUAACGUCCCCAUAUAGCUUUUUUGUUACAGUGGCACCUCAGGUUACAUACGCUUCAAGUUACAGACUCCGCUAAGCACCAGAAAUAGUGCUUCAGGUUAAGAACUUUGCUUCAGGAUGAGAACAGAUAUCGUGCUCUGGCGGCGCGGCGGCAGCAGGAGGCCCCAUUAGCUAAAGCGGUGCUUCAGGUUAAGUACAGUUUCAGGUUAAGAACGGACCUCUGGAAUGAAUUAAGUACUUAACCCGAGGUACCACUGUAUUUCAAGAGAGGUGGACCCUAAGCUGGUUGCAUUUCCAACUCAAUGUCCCUCUCCCCCCCGCAGUCUAAGUGGGUGCUAGCAAAGUCACUUAAAUAACACAAAUGGUGUCCAGAAAGAAAACUCCUGACACCACUUAACUGAAGAAACUUGAGGAGAAAGGAACAGAGACGUUUUUGUCACUCUCUGGUCGGGCCUUGUACGUAGCAGGGAGACAUUCAACCAAACAUACAGAGGAAAACUCAUUCAAAGCUACGCGCUCAAUCAGAGAAGGUGCUGGUUCAGUGAGGAUCUUGCAACGCUGCCUGGUUCCCAUCUCCCUUUUGGCUAGUUGACCUGAACAUGAAGAGAAAUAACCCUUAAGUUACAAAUGGAAAUAUCCCUGUCAUUGCACUUUGAACAGCUGGAUCCUUUGAAGAGGCAAUCUUUGUCCUUGAUUCUUUAAGCCUGGGGUGAGGGACCUUUUUUGGUCUGAGGACUGCAUCCCAGAGUGGUUCAGCAAUCAAUUCCUUCUCCCAGGUAGGGGAAUAGGGGUUUCCUAAGAACUCUCAACUCCCUUAACAAACUACAGGUCCCAGAAUUAUUUUGCAGGAAGCCAUGGCUGCUUAUUGUUGAAUGAUGUGACUUUAAACGUAUAGUUCAGAAUGAAUCUAUAAUCUUACCUUCAGCUGAGUCUGAUAGAGGUUAGGAAGAGGGAGUUGAUAUGAUGGGAUUGAUAUAAACAAAUUGCACCAUUCACAUUCUAACUUGUUUAUUUCCAACAUAUUCCAAGUUUGCUGGUGAAAUUUUCCUCUUAAAGGCUCAUACUUGAUGACUAAUUGCUUUUGCUCAUUACCUUUCUCUCCCUCCCAAACACCAAGUUCAUCUAGAACGGGGAGCGUUGAAAAGGAAUUGAGCGAGGAGGAGACUAGUACAUUUGAUUGCUUGUUUCCCAAGCAAUUUGGAACAAUCAGAAUUUCUUCACCAUUUCCCCCUUUUAAAUGUGUUUCAGGUGAAGCAGUCAGCGGCCUCUGUAAAUACUGUAUUUUUUGCUCUAUAAGACUCACUUUUUCCCUCCUAAAAAGUAAGGGGAAAUGUGUUUGCGUCUUAUGGAGCGAAUGCAGGCUGCGCAGCUAUCCCAGAAGCCAGAACAGCAAGAGGGAUUGCUGCUUUCACUGCGCAGCGAUCCCUCUUGCUGUUCUGGCUUCUGAGAUUCAGAAUAUUUUUUUCUUGUUUUCCUCCUCCAAAAACUAGGUGCGUCUUAUGGUCUGGUGCGUCUUAUAGAGCGAAAAAUACGGUAAAUAAGGGACCUCACCGAAUACCCUCACACUUGCCCCUCUUUCAAAGUUAUUAGCCUCUGGGGACAUGGGCUGGGGAGGGCUGCAUUGAUAGGAGUGGGGUCACAUGCCUCCAUGCAGAGCUACACAUGAUGUUUGCAAAAGAAUUAUGCAACGGCAGCGGUUGGGAACAUUUGGCAUUAUAGCAAGGAAUCGAAAGCAGCCAGAGAGCAGAGAGAUGGAUAUGAUGGGACUCUCGUUUCCAUCUCCCUACCCUGCUCCACAGGGAAAGCACCAUAGCUCAGUGUCCGAACAUCUGCUUUGUGUCUAGAAGGUCUCGUUUUCAUUCCCCAGCACCCCCCUGCCUGAGCCCCUGGAAAGCUGCAGCCAGACAAGACAGACUUAGAUGGACUGAUGGUCUGAUCUGAUAAUAAUAAUAAUAAAUUUUUAUUUAUACCCCGCCCUUCCCGGUUCAAAAACCGGGCUCAGGGCGGCUAACAACAAAUUUAAAACACUUAAUUAAUGCAACAAAAAACAGCAUAAAAUACAAUAUAAAAUGUGAAUAACAAUAAAUUCAGAAUUCAAAAAUCAAUUCGGGGGGAAACCCAUCCAAUAAACAUUAGAUGAUCACCAGGGCUAGCUGGCUAAAUUAGUCCUAUUUGGGCCAGCGUGGGGACCAGGGGAGAAUUAGCUGUAGGAUCCCAGAGUGGGUAAUCUUCAUAAAAAGGGGAGGGGGAGGGAAGGAAGGGGAAUAAAAGAUCAGGCUAAGUUCAAGUUGAAAGCCAGGCGGAAUAGCUCUAUCUUACAGGCCCUGCGGAAGGAAGUUAAAUCCUGCAGAUAGAAGGAAGGCACCUGUGUUCUUGCGUUCUGGGUGUUCCGGCUGGGUGCAAAGGUUUUUCUCUCGCAUUUCAACAGGAAUGCUGUUCCACAGAACGGGGGCAGCCACGCUACAAACCCUGCUCUGAGUUACUGCAGAAAGAGACUUCCAAGAUCUUUGGAACUGGCAGGGGAAACUCUUGCACAGACCGCAGCGAUCUACAGGGUGUACAAGGGAUAAGGCAGAUAGAGAGGUAGGUUUGCCCUACAAAAUCAAAGGAGGCUUCCCAAUGAGAGGGAGUUGAGGUUCCUUAACAGCAACAACAGUUUUAUUAUUUAUACCCUGUCCACCUGACUGUGUUACCCUAGCCACUCUGGGCAGCUUAGAAUGAAAUUACAGCAAACGCUAAACAUUAAAAACUUGCCUGCCUUCAGAUGUCUUUGGAAAGUUCUGUACAGUGGUACCUCGGGUUAAGUACUUAAUUUGUUCCGAAGGUCCGUUCUUAACCUGAAACUGUUCUUAACCUGAAGCACCACUUUAGCUAAUGGGGCCUCCUGCUGCCGCCACACUGCCAGAGCACAAUUUCUGUUCUCAUCCUGAAGCAAAGUUCUUAACCCAAGGUACUAUUUCUGAGUUAGCGGAGUCUGUAGCCUGAAGCAUAUGUAACCUGAAGUAUAUGUAACCCAAGGUACCACUGUAGUUGUUUAUCUCCUUGACAUCUGACGGGAGGGCAUUCCACAGGGAAGGUGCCGCUACCGAGGAGGCCCUCUGCCUGGUUCCCUGUAGCUUCACUUCACUCAGUGAGGGAACCACCAGAAGGCCCUCGGAACUGGACCUCAGUGUCUGGGCAGAACGAUGGGGGUGGAGGCGCUCCUUCGUGUAUACAUAGGGAUGGGAAGCCUGUGGCCCUCCAGAGGUUGUUGGACUACAAGUCCCAUAAUCCCUGACUAUUGGCCACAGCAUCCCAGGGACCACAAGUUGCCCACCCCAUAGUGCUUUGCCCAUCCUGCCCAAUCUUAAAGAGGAUUUGGAUGGAUCCUGUUUUACAAAAGCCACAUCCACUCACCAAGGGGGAAAGACAUAGUGCAGUGACCUCUUCUUUUCAUGCAGGUGGCCCCAGAUUCAAUACCUGACACCUCCAGGUAGAACCAGGGGAGACCCCUGUGCAAAAUCCUAGAGCAGCCUUUCUCAACCUUGGGUUGCCAGAUGCUGGACUACAACUCCCAUCACCCCUAGCUGGCAGAACUAGGGACCAGGGAUGAUGGGAGUUGUAGUUCAACAACAUUUGGGGGCCCAAGGUUGAGAAAGGCUGUUCUAGAGAGUUGCUGUCAGUCUGUGUAGAAAAUACUGAACUAGCUGGACCCGAGGUCUGACUCAGUAAAAGACAGCUUCCGCUCUGUUCCUAAUAAGGCUGGAUUUAGCUCCUGGCUAUGUGCACAGCCAGAGAGAUCUUUAGGGAUCCGACGCAGGUUUUCGAUGUCAUGUGAUACCACUGUGGAGGAGUAGGGAAGAAAUACUCCUGAUUAUUGCAAGAGGAACAAUAACAUCAAAAAGGGAGCCCUAGGCAGAGUCGUAUUCUCUCAGCUGCAAGCCUUGCCUUGAGCUGCUUUUAAGGGUAACUCAAACAACGAAGUGUUUCCAACACUGAAUAUGCUGCCGUAAUUAUUACUACUCAUAAUGUAAGGUACUGGGGGAAAGAGUUAAAUCAAAAUAAGAACCUUAUAUGAGCUGUUUUGCUGAGCAAUGUGCACCCAAAAUGGGUUUUGUUCUUCAACUGGGGGCAGGUUUACUAUGAUAGUGUUGUUCACUACCAUGUCAAUGGCCUUCCAGAUGUUGAUGGACUCCCAACUGUUGACAGCCCCAGCCAGCAUGGCCAAGGGUCAGGAAUAUAUGGAGCUGUAGUUCUGCUAGCAUUUAAUGUUUGAUGCAUUACUGUAUUUUAAUAUUUAGUUGGAAGCCGCUCAGAGUGGCAGCCAGAUGGGCGGGGUAUAAAUAAUAAAUUAUUAUUAUUAUUAUUAUUAUUAUUAUUAUUAUUAUUAAUUAUUAUUAUUUGGAUAUCCACAGGUCUUCUACCCCGAGCUAUGUGCAAAAUAGUAUGUAAUUUUAUCUCCUUUUGUUUUGGAUUACAAGUCCCAUCAUCCCUGAUGAUUACCCAUGCUGGCUAGAAGUUUUAGUCCAUAAUAUCUGGAGGGCACGAUGUUCAUUAUCCCUGGUGUAAAGUUACUCUCUUAAACCGGGGAAAACGUUAUUGGAUCGUGGGCUGCAUUUCCAUCUUAGCAACCUUACAGGGGCCGCAUGCUGGCGGUGGGUGGGGCAAGAGGCAAAAGUGGGCGGGGUCACAAAUAUGAAUGAGGCAACAAGAAGGCUUUGUUAGUGAUGGAUUAGCAUAGAGCGAGUUGGGAAAGGAAACGAAAAUAAGCAGAAGCUGGGUACUUCUUCUCUUUUCUUUGAUGGGGUCCUUUCUUCACACUAGUGGUUUAAAUGGUGACACUUCAGUGCAAGAUGGUUUGCAUGUCUAAGUGGAAGCUAAAGGUUAUAUUCCAGCUGGCUGAAGAGCUUUUGUUAAAGCCAAGUGUGUUCUCUAAGUUGCCUCUGUGUGACCAGGAGUAAGCCCCACAGAGUUCAAAGGAGCUUACGUCUAGGAAACUAUGCAUCGGCUUAUUAAAAUCCUAGUAUACUGUGUGUUGAAAUAUGUACCUGCUCUUUGAUGGCAGUGUACGUGUGUAGUUAUGCAUAUUGCAGUGACUAACAAAACAGAAAUGUUAAAUUCUUAAAGCAAAAUAUUUUGGCUUCUGCUUUCAUCAGUUGCUCUCAUAAAAAUUAUGCCGUUUCCAAGGAGGCUGUUAUAGAGCUUUGAGAAUGGACUGCUCAAAAGGCCUUUGAAGCCACUGAAGCUAAGAGAUGCUGAUACUCUACUCUAGCUUGAAACCCUGCAGUCUUGAUAUGCUCAGAUUUUACAUCCAGAAGUUCUUCCUUUCUCCUAACAUUGUUGGAUCUGUCUGCAUCUCUAUAGCAAUUAUCGAUAACAGGCUGUGGUUCUCAGAAUUAAAAUGUUUAGCAACAGGAUGCUCUGCUUUUCUUUUCUUUUUUGUCAAAACUGAUGAUUUGUGGUUUCUAAAAUGUGUUCGCAGGUUGAUUUUGCGAUGCAAUUUCCCCCCAGAGAAAUAGCUUUUUUUCCAGGGCCUCAGUCUCACUUUUUGGGCUCUGGGCCUGAAAAAAAGCAAGUUUCUGUCGCAAAAUCGUGCAAGAUUGCAUCACCCAAAAUGGCCGCUUUCCUCUUAUGAGAGAAAAAGGGACGAUGGUGUCCCAGAAGAUGGUCUCCCAGUUUUUCCCUUUGAAAUGUUGGGAGGGGGUCUAAGAGAGGGGUUAGUGAGCAUGUGCAGAAACCAGCCUUCUGCACAAUGGUAAAAUUCGCACUCGUCGCUCCGCCCACCUUCACACCUGACCACGCCCAGAACUGGGACAUGGCCCUUCGAGGGUAAUCCAGAAAGGAUCACGGACUUCAGGCCGAAAAGUGUUUCCCGUCCCUGUGUUGAGUGAUCAGUAAUUUCCCCCUCUGUGUCCCUUUGUGGGAUCUGCAAUUGCAAGUUUCCGCUGCGAUCAUUACACCCUUUGCACAUGUGAUCUCAGCCUCCUGCUACCCCGGCCCCUCAGAAAGCUCCCAGAGCCGCUGGACACUGUUUGCCAAAAAGAGCUGGGGGGGCUUUGCCAGGAAGCCACUGAACCUGCAGCUUGCCCAGCUCCCAAGCAAGCACUGGCCUAAAGCAGAGAGCGAUUUCUGUUGUUUUCUGCAGAAGGUCCCCAAGGGCAGUGAAUUAGGAAGGAUUAAUUGAACGGGUAGCCUGAUGAUCCCUCCAGGAGGGAAGAACAGCCACAUAGUUACAUAAUCUCUCCCCCUCCCCACCUCCCUGCUUUAAGUAAUAAACUCAUCAGAUAAAGCAGCUCUAGUUUGUUGGAGGUCACUAAUUCCUCCCUCCCUUUCCCUUUGUAACUGUUGCUUUGCCCAAACUCUUUGGAAAGAGUGUUGCCUUGAUGCACAUCAAAGGGAAGCAGACCGUUGCUCUUCCUAAAUGUAUUUCUUCCUCGAGAUAGGUGGGUUUUUAUAAAGGGAUCUUGGCACUUUUUUUAUUUGAACCAAAAACCACCUCAGGAUAUUUGGGAGGUGGGAAAGCCGGUGGAUAUUUUCCAAUCAGCACAAUAGCGCAGGGAGGGAAAUGUGAUUAGGUUGGUUCACAUCAGAAUUCAAAGUAUCAAAUCCAGCCUCAAGCUGGAUUCUCUACAAAUAGGUAAAUCUGCAUCAUCAUCAUCAGUGUUAUUUUUCUAGAAAAAGAGGUGUCGGAACAGACCAUGAAGGUCUCUCUUAUUCUCUUAUAAUGGCACCCACCUGGAGGUUCCGGCUGGGGGGAAAAAGCCCUAAUCAUUAUCGUUAUCCAUCGUUAAUCAGUCGCUUUAUGCAAUAAAAAGCCUCAAAAUGACUUGACGGGGUAAAACACAAAACACAAAUGUAAUUAAAAACUGGAGGGGGGGGAAUGGAACAAUGAACAUUACAAAAUACAUCAAAAGCUCAUCCAGCGACAUUUUAACCACCUAAGAGGUUUUAUUACAGUCAAGUGGUAUGCAAAUGAUGUGAAAUAAAUAAAGAUAAACACCACCUCAAAAAUCAUCACCGAACAAGAGGCUGUUUGCUGUCCCUGCUCAGUACCUUGUACUGCCUUGGCCUCUCCUACCUCAAACACACUCAGACAUGCCCACAUUGAAUUGAUUCUAGCAUUGGACCCCACAUUCACUCUUCCAUUCUGAACAGAGGAAAAGUACAAAUAUAUAUUCUCUUAUUAUUUUUAAUAACAGCUCAGGGGCGCCUGUUGUAGAUGUUGUUUUCCUCCACUGAUGGGGUGCGAAAUGGUGGGGUGGGGAGCAAGCCCACACCAUUUUGUGAUUCUGUACCCUUAUAUGCUCAUUUAGAUAAGUCAGCCAUUUUGUGCUAUGCCACACACACCCAUUGGCCGCCAUUUUGUUUUUCCUUUUAUUUAUUCUUUAUAAAUUAUAUUCAUAAAACUGCCCGCUGGUAUAAAACACAUCAAGGUGGCGUACAGCAAUAUAUGCAAAUACGAUGGGACAUAAAAUACCGUUAAAACAAUGCAAAAUAAUCGUGAAUAUGUCUGGCUCAUCUUAGGAAAAUUUAAACAACUGGAUAGAAUUGUCGGCAUAAAAAGGACUUCAAGAAAUACCUGAAAAUUAGCAAUUGCCAAAUCUCAGUUGGGUGUGUGUUGCACACCAUGGGACCAAUGACACCAAACACUUGACUACUAGCUGAAGCCAGUCAGGCUUCUGAAACACAGGGACAAUUCACAGCCCUCCUCUAGAUGAUUGGGUGUGUUUAGCCUGGGAAAGAGGAGGCUGAGAGGAGAUGAUAGCCAUCUUCAAAUAUCUGAAGGGCUGUCACACAGAAGAUGGAGCCAGCUUGUUUUCUCUGGCUCUGGAGGGUAGGACUCGACCCAGUGGAUUCAAGUUGCAAGAAAGGAAAUUCUGACUAAGUUAUCAGGAAAAGCUUUCUGACAGGAAGAGCUGUUUGACAGUGGAACAGAUUCCAUCAGGAGGUGGUGGACUCUCCUUCCUUGUAGGUUUUUAAGCAGAGGUUAGAUGGCCAUCUGUCAGGGAUGCUUUAGCUGAGAUUUCUUCAUUGCAGGGGAUUCUAUGACUGCAGUGAUCUCGCUGGAAUAUAAGAGCUUGUGUGGUCUUUAAGAUAUCCUGGACCCAAGUUCUUUAGGGCUUUGUAUAUUAGUACAAGAACCUCCGACUAGGCCCUGUAGCAUAUGGGCAGCAGUGCAGCUGUUUUGCCAGAGAUAUCACAUAACAUGCCUCACAACAUUUCUCCAGUGAAAAUAGGUAUGUCCCAUUCCUUAAUGAUAAUUUUACUAUUGAUACCCCACACAUCUUACUAGGUUGCCCCAACCACUCGGCAGCUUCCAACGUAUAGAAAAACAUAAUAAAACAAUAAACAAUAAAAAACUUCCCUAUACAGGAUUGUCUUCAGGCGGCUCAUGGGUCUGAUAACUCCAUACCCUCCAACAUUUCUCCAGUGAAAAUAGGGACGUCCUAAGGAAAAGUGGGAUGUUCUGGGAUCAAAUCAGAAACCGGGACUGCUUCUCUAAGUCAGGGACUUCCCUGGAUAAUAGGGACACUUGGCAGGUCCACACCUGCAGUUCUUUUUUGCCGCAUUCUGCUCUAGAAGGAGCUUCUAGGCCAGCCCCACAUAGAGCCCAUUGCGGUAGUCCAUUCUCAAGAUUAUCAAUGCAUGGGGCUACAGUGGCUGGUUUAAUCUGAUCCAAAUACAGCUCAUAGAAUCAUAGAAUCAUAGAGUUGGAAGAGACCACAAGGGCCAUCGAGUCCAACCCCCUGCCAAGCAGGAAACACCAUCGGAGCACUCCUGACAUAUGGUUGUCAAGCCUCUGCUUAAAGACCUCCAAAGAAGGAGACUCCACCACACUCCUUGGCAGCAAAUUCCACUGUCGAACAGCUCUUACUGUCAGGAAGUUCUUCCUAAUGUUUAGGUGGAAUCUUCUUUCUUGUAGUUUGGAUCCAUUGCUCCAUGUCCGCUUCUCUGGAGCAGCAGAAAACAACCUUUCUCCCUCCUCUAUGUGACAUCCUUUUAUAUAUUUGAACAUGGCUAUCAUAUCACCCCUUAACCUCCUCUUCUCCAGGCUAAACAUGCCCAGCUCCCUUAGCCAUUCCUCAUAAGGCAUUGUUUCCAGGCCUUUGACCAUUUUGGUUGCCCUCCUCUGGACACGUUCCAGUUUGUCAGUGUCCUUCUUGAACUGUGGUGCCCAGAACUGGACACAGUACUCCAGGUGAGGUCUGACCAGAGCAGAAUACAGUGGCACUAUUACUUCCCUUGAUCUAGAUGCUAUACUCCUAACCAGCUGUUGCUGGUUUCUCAGGCAAGGCUGCUAAAAGGCACUCCUGAUUAGCUCCCACUGCAUGUCCCUCAAAAUCCCAAAGGAACCCGCUGGCUCAAAAAGUUUGGUGACUCCAGAUAUAUGUGCUUUGAUUUGCAGAAACAAUUUAAAAAAAUUAACUGUGUCAGCCAAAACCACAAAACAUUGAAAACAGGUAUUCUAAAGCCCUUGGACCCAUGCUGGGAACUAAUUGAAAUCAACACUGGGCAGGUAAUUGGUUAUUUAUGCUUGUUCUGGUAACAGGUGAGAGAAGGGAGGAUAAAUUCCCUGCCCAGUUUUGAGUUGUCCACCCAAUGAGAGGCGUUAUGGGAAAGGACUGUCGGCUCAGUGGGAGAUCAUCUUCUUUGCAUGCCGACGACCUCAGGUUCUAUUCUUGGCACCUCCAGGUACAGCUAGUAAUGUUACCUGUCUGAAACCCCAGGGAGGGGGGACUGCUGUUCAUCAGUGUGGGACAAUACAGAGCAAAAUAGGCCAAUGGUCUUAACACAGCCUACUAUGUCUCUAUCCAGACCCUUCCCUUGUUAUGAAUUUCAUAACACCGACAGAACCACCGACAGCAGAUGAAAGGAAAUUGACAAGAGGCUGUAUUUAAAGAGAUUACGGGGUCUUCUAGGGAUAAGCUAGAAAUUCAAUUAAAGCUCCUCUUGCGCUUUCUCUUUUUCCUGGCCAAACCAGCUGCAGGGAACCAAAUCCAAGAAUCAAGGAGACCUUUAAGCAUCUUCCAGGUGCGUUCUGGUCCCAUUCUUAAAGGGCCAAUCAGCGAAUUCUGUAGGGAAUUCAUGUAAGCCGCACAGGAUUGUUCUAACACAACAGGAGCCUGUCUUCUAAUGCCUACGUAGUUCGUAGCAAAUCUGACAGGAGUGUGAGAUUAUGUGUUUCGUUCUGGGUUGGGAGGAACACAGGAAGCUGACUGAAGCCAAAUUCCUCCGUCUAGCACAGUCAUGUUGGCACUGACUGCCAGAGGCCCUCCAAGGUUUCAUUUGGGGGACAUUCCCAGCCCUGCCUGCUGAGGAUUAAAGAUGCCACCUUCUGCAUGCAAAGCAGAUGUUUAAUCACUGAGCCACACCCCUUCCUCAGGACCCACAUGCCUGCUGAGAUAAUUCAGAAAGUUUCCAGGUGUGUUAGUGGUUCAGAGGGCAGUCUGCAGGUACAGAGCACAGCUCUUCAGCUGAAGUUAAGCAGGUUCUAGCUUAGUUAGCUGCCUUGAUUGGAGGCUGAACAGGAACCAGACGGAAGCUGCUCUGAGCUGUUUGGAGAACAAGUGAUCACAACUACAUACAAAUAUGGGAGCAAAGGGUGCUGUUAGCACCUCAGUCCAUCUAGGUCAUUACUGUCUACACUGAUUGACAGCAGUGCUUCAGGUAAUAAUAAUAAUGAUAAUAAUUUAUUAUUUGUACCCCGCCCAUCUGGCUGGGUUUCCCCAGCCACUCUGGGCAGCUUCAAACAAGGACAAAAAAUACACUAAAAUGUCACACAUUAAAAACUUCCCUGAGCAGGACUGCCUUCAGAUGUCUUCUGAAAGUCAGGUAGUUGUUUAUAUCUUUGACAUCUGCUGGGAGGGCAUUCCACAGGGCGGGCGCCACUACCGAGAAGGCCCUCUGCCUGGUUCCCUGUAGUUUUGCUUCUUGCAAUGAGGGAACCGCCAGAAGGGCCUCGGCUUGUUGUCAGACAGCGGACUUUGCUAUCCCAUUCUGGAAAUGUCGGGGUUUGAAGAGUUGGCAGUUUAGCUGGGAAGACAUUUGGUGCUUCACCGGAUGAGCUGGGGGUGGAGAGCAUGGGAUCGGCCAAGGAAAUCAUGCAGAUCAUUGGUAAAGCAUGUGUUUUGCAUGCCCAAGACUCCAAGUUCAGCCCCUGACAUUCCCAGGGAGGGCUGUUCAAAACCCAGAAGAGUCACUGCCAGAAGGGCCGUCUUAAGUAUAUCCAGCACCGUGGUGCAAAGAUCCCUCCGGCGCCGCCCGUCCCCGUUUUGCAGAGUUGCCGACCUUUUUAUGGCACUGCCGGCAGCUUUGCAGGGCUGGAGGAGGGGGGCAGCGGCUGGAGGGCAGCUCCUCCGGUGGGGAAGAGGCAGAGGCUCAGGGCACGGUGCUGCUUCAGCGAGGUGGGCGAGGGCAGUGUGCUGAUGCCGGGAGGUGCUGUGCCCAGUGUCUGCCUCUUCCCUGGCACCUGUGCCACGAUGGCCAUGGCAGGCUGAGGCUCUGGGUGCAGUGCUGCUUCGGUGUGGCAUGGCUGAGGCGGGCGAGGACAGUGAGCUGGUGCCAGGAGGCGCUGCAUCCAGCCUCCGCCUCUUCCCUGGCACCCUCCAGAACUUGGCACCCUGGCGCCCAGCGCCACUUGCCUCUAUGGGCAAGACGCCCCUGACUGCCAGUCAGUGAAGACUGGGUUUAACCAACAUGGCAACCUCCAGAUGACUCUGGAGGCUGCACUUCCCAUCAUCCCUGACCAUCAGCCAUGCUGGCUGGGGCUGAUGGGAGCUGUAGUCUAACAACGUCUGGAGGAAAUCACAUUGGCUACCCCCGUAAGCAGACAAUACUCGGCUAGAUGGACUCAUGCUCAGACUCGAUAUCUGACAUGUCCUUCUGUCCCUGAGAUCCUUUGUUUGCUCCGUGAACUGAUUUGGCCUUCCGGUUUCUGCAGUGCUCAGCGAGUGGUAUGAGGCUGGUCUCGCCAGCUGACAUAGAGCCCCUCAACGUGACCACAAGAGUGUUUUCGUUACAUCUCUUCCCCCUGGCCAUGGCAAUCGACUCUAUUGACCAGUCUAGCUGUGAGAUUCAAAGCAACAACACACCCAGAUCAGGAAGCUCGCAGGCAUGUCGUCAACAUUGUGGCUCCAAGGUGCAUUUUGCAAAUGCGGUUGUUCGAUGGGCCUCGCCUUGUCACGAAAACGACCACUUAUUCUGUUCCCUGCUCUGUUGUGCUCUUGCGAAUUCCAUGUAUAUCCUCCCCUCCACUCUCCAUUAUGCUUCCUUGACACUCCCAGCUAGAUGCAAAAUGAGAACACAAAUUUCAUAAUGAAAAAAAGCAAAGAAACCAAUAACCCCGCCUCCCACAAACACAUUUAAAAGGCCACAGAUUCUUCAACACUUCAGAAACCAUCCUUAUUUUUAUUAUUAUUAUAGGGGAUGAAACGCACCUUCAAUGGAACAAAUGCACACUCAGUGCUUCUAAAGUUUUUAAAAAGCGGUCAGUCGUCCUGAAAUAGUAGUCAAUUUGCACAGUUUAUACUACUUCUAAUGUUUCACCAUCCAUUUCAUCUAUCUGAAUGCUUUGGGAGUGUCUGACGCGGUAGCACUGUUGAAGCUAAGUACCAACGACUGUUAUUUGAAGGAAUGCCCAUGAGGGCUAGUAUCUUGAUUCCCCAGCCCAGAGUGGCUGAGGAAACCCAGCCAGAUGGGCAGAGUAUAUAUAAUAAAAUUAUUAUAAACAAUAAUAAUUAUUUCUUUUCUAAUUGAUGAAAGCUGAGAUUCUGGGGAUGCAUAAUUCUGCACUCGGUUUCAAAAUGUUGAGCUGUAAACAGUGCUAGUCCUACUCAGAGUAGGCCUUCUGAAGAUAACAGGCGUGGCUACCUUAGGUUAAUUCAUGUCUGUGUAGACCAGGGGUCAGCAAACGUUUUCAGCAGGGGGCUGGUCCACUGUCCCUCAGACCUUGUGGGGGGCUGGACUAUAUUUUGAAAAAAAAAAUGAAUGAAUUCCUAUGCCCCGCAAAUAACCCAGAGAUGCAUUUUAAAUAAAAGGACACAUUCUACUCAUGUAAAAACACGCUGAUUCCUGGGGCAUCCGCAGGCAGGAUUUAGAAGGCGAUUGGGCCAGAUCCAGCCCCCGGGCCUUAGUUUGCCUACCCAUAGUGUAGACCUAAGCUGGAGACAACCCUACCUGCUUUUCCUGCACAUGGACAAAAGCAGAGAGAAACUUGAACCUUGUUAAGUUUGAAAUAUGAUUUUCUUUUAUCUACCUUACCUUUCAAGCAAAUUCCUGGAGCGGCUAUCACAACUUCUCGUUUCUGAGAGAUAACCCAUGUGUCUUUGUUUUCUCAUUGCAGAACCUCCACUUAGAUCUAUCUGUCUGCAGCACUUCAAAAUCUAAGGGCUCCUUCCUCUCUUCCAUAGGGUCAAGACUGGGAGGGAGCUGAGGGCAACGCCCCCCAAAGAGUCCAGAGACCCUUCCGCCCCACUGCUGCUCGACUCAGGGAUGAGUGCAGGUAGAGUUAACCCUUACAGCAUCGUAUCUUCUGAGGAAGACGGGUUGACUUUAACCACCAUGCCGGGAGUGAAUGGCUUUGGCAACGGUAAGAUCCACACAAGGAGGAAAUGUCGGAACCGGUUUGUUAAGAAGAACGGACAAUGCAACGUUGAGUUUACCAACAUGGAUGACAAACCACAGAGGUACAUUGCGGACAUGUUCACUACGUGUGUGGACAUCCGCUGGAGAUAUAUGCUGCUGCUCUUCUCCCUUGCCUUUCUGGUGUCCUGGUUGUUGUUUGGUCUUAUUUUUUGGCUCAUAGCGCUUGUCCACGGAGAUAUCGAGAAGCCAGUCAAGGACGAAACCUUCACCCCUUGCCUCCUCCAAGUGAAUGGCUUUGUGGCUGCUUUCCUGUUCUCCAUUGAGACACAGACCACGAUAGGCUAUGGGUUCCGGUGCGUCACGGAGGAGUGCCCGCUUGCUGUUUUCAUGGUGGUCCUCCAGUCCAUCGUGGGGUGUAUCAUAGACUCUUUCAUGAUUGGCGCCAUCAUGGCAAAAAUGGCUAGGCCCAAGAAGAGGGCCGAAACCUUACUCUUCAGCCAUCAUGCGGUCAUAGCCAUGAGGGACGGCAAGCUUUGCCUGAUGUGGAGAGUGGGGAACCUGCGGAAAAGUCACAUUGUUGAGGCUCAUGUCAGAGCUCAGCUAAUAAAGUCCAGGAUCACCGAAGAGGGGGAAUACAUCCCACUUGACCAAAUAGAUAUCGACGUCGGGUUCGACAAAGGCUUGGACCGUAUUUUCUUAGUGUCUCCGCUCACCAUCCUCCACGAGAUCAACGAAGAGAGCCCUCUGUUUGGGAUUAGCCGGCAGGAUCUGGAAACGGACGACUUUGAAAUCGUGGUUAUCCUUGAGGGCAUGGUGGAAGCUACCGCCAUGACGACACAAGCCCGGAGCUCCUACUUGUCCAGCGAGAUCUUGUGGGGCCACCGCUUUGAGCCCGUCUUGUUUGAGGAGAAAUGCCAGUACAAAGUUGACUACUCGCACUUCCACAAGACGUAUGAGGUCCCGUCGACCCCUUGCUGCAGUGCCAAGGACCUGAUGGAAAACAAAUUCCUCCUCCCCAGCACCAACUCUUUCUGCUACGAGAACGAGCUUGCCUUCAUGAGCCGCGAUGAGGAGGAAGAGGAGGAGGAGGAGGAGGAUGACGACAGCAGAGGUUUGGACGACCCAGGCUCAGACAACCAGCCUGAAUUUGAGACGCUGCAGGCCACCGUAGCUCUGGAUCAAAGAUCCUACAGAAGGGAGUCGGAAAUAUGACCCAGGGCCCCUGUAACUGCUUUUGAGGGUCUCUCUCCCCCUGCCCCGGUCUCUUUCCCUCCUCAACGAAACCCAAUUCAAAUUAUGCAGAACAAUGCAAGUGCCAUAGGAAUGCCUGAGAGCUAGAAUGGUUUUUAGGGUGUUGUUUUUGUUGUGUGUUUUUUUAAAAACAAAAAAACCCCAAGGUUUAAUCGCAAUAACCACUGAAUGGCAUGGUCUGAGAAACCCUAGGCAGCCUCAAAGUGUUGUGAACAUCCAGUGUUAACAAAGCUGUUAAGAGAACAUAUGGAAAGGCAGAUUCAAUAUGGUGGCACCACAAGCUUAGAAACCCAACCAUUGUGAGUUUGAGGCUCUGUGCAAGCAGGAGUAUCAUCGGAUCCAGAGUGAUAUGAUCGAAGGCUCAUCCCUCUUGUCCUACAACAUUAUCCCAGGGACAGCAGUUCUUUAGCAAUCAGUUGGAGCAGACGGCAAUUCAGGUUUUCUCCUGAUUGCUGUUUGCUGUGGUUUAAAGUUAAAGAGUGAGCUUUCCCUGGGAAAGGUGUGGGGCAAGGGGGAAACUGCACAGACCCAUGCCUGGGAAGCGUGGGUCAAGCAGAAAACUGCUUGGACCCGUGCUUUCUAAGCACAGGACAAGUGGAAAUGUGGGCAAGCUCCUUGUCUCUAUGUUCCCUGUUGAAAAUGAGGGUAUUUUUAUUUUUAAAAGCUAAGCACUAUACAAUUUCAAAAGGAGAAAAUAUCAGGUAGCAAAAUCAUGUUGUUGUUUUUCAAAAUAUGAAUGAACAAAUUAUAUUAUAUUUAAUAUAUGUAAUAUAUACAUGUACUGCCUGGAGAUGUAAUUCUGUUGCACUAGAUCAGUACUUGAAGUCCUACAGCUCAUAGUACACUUUUAUUGUUGAGGGGAAAGCAAGGGAGGUUAUUUUUAAUCUUUUUGUUUGACUUCCCACAUGCAAAACUAUUUACCAAGAAACAUUAUUUUUCAAACAAUAAAAGCGAUUGCUUUUUAGAAGGGAAUGAAGUCCAAAGUCGACAAAAGCAACAAAGCUCUUUUGUCUCUCUCUCUCUUUCUUUCUUAAAAACAAAACAAAACACAUUUUCAUUUAGGAAAAGCUUUCAGUUUUCUUGCCUGGUGUCCUCAAAAGUGGAGGGAGAAAAUCCACACAUAAAAAAUUGUAGAGAAGGACUAGACGUUACAGAUUCAACAUGGGAGCCCCAACCCUGUGGUUUAUUUAUCCUGUGUUGGUAAUGCAGGGCAAGGGGAGAUAGGUGCAGGGAGGAAUCAAGAGGAAUCAGGGAGAAGCAUUUAACCCUUCCUCCAGCCGCUCAUCUCAAAUGACCCAACCCUCUCCCUCCCGUCCCCCCCUCCUCAGACAGGCCCUGAGACUGAAAGUAGGGCCAGGCGUAGGACAACCACUCUCAGAGGGUCCUUUGGAAAGAUCACAGGGGCACAGGAAGGAUUAGACACUGUCCCCUCACCUACCAAUUUCCUCCUAUGGAAGGCAUCGGGAAACUGUGGCCCUCCAGAGAAGUUGCCGUAAUAAUAAUAAUAAUAAUAAUAAUAAUAAAUAAUGUAUUAUUUAUACCUCGCCCAUCAGGCUGGGCCUCCCCAGCCACUCUGGACAGCUCCCAAUAGAAUAUUGAAAACACAAUAAAACAUCAAUAGCACUCACAACAUCCCUUGACCAUUGGCCAUACUGGCUGGGGCUGACGGGGACUGCAGUCCAAAUCCCCCAUUCACAUUAUCAUAGGAAAUGUGGAUGUGCAGAGUUAAAACGAGGUGCCACGCAGACUAAGGUCACAUCCACAACAUACAUCUCAAGCACUCUUAGGCCACUUUGAACAAUUCUGGCUUCCCCCAAAGAAACCUGGGAACUGUAGUUUGUUAUGGCUGCUGGGAAUUGUAGCUUGGCGAGGGGCCUCUGGACAACUCUAAGCACCCUUAGCAACCCACUGUACUCUGGAUUCUUUGGGGGGAACCAUGGCUGGGUUAAGGCGGCAUGAGAGUGCUUGAAUUGUGUGCAGAUGUAGUUUAUGUCUGUAUUUAUUUGGGGGUGUUAUGCCGCCUUACAGAUCAAGGAGGUAAGAGCAGUGGACUCGUAAUCUGGUGAACCGGGUUCGCGUCUCCGCUCCUCCACAUGCAGCUGCUGGGUGACCUUGGGCCGGUCACACUUCUCUGAAGUCUCAGCCCCACUCACCUCACAGAGUGUUUGUUGUGGGGGAGGAAGGGAAAAGGAGAAUGUUAGCCGCUUUGAGACUCCUUCGGGUAGUGAUAAAGCGGGAUAUCAAAUCCAAACUCUUCUUCUCAAACUCACAGUGAACAUGAAGGGAAGGGCAAACAGUUUUUUAAAAUAUUAAGCCAUUAUGAAAAAAUACAUUACAUUUGGGGAAAUUGCUUUGUAUAAGUGUCUAUACAUAUUUAUUAGGAGAAUAUGUAUUAGGAGAAUAUAAUAUAUAUAUACUGAUAUAUUAGGGGAAAGUCACCAUAAAAUGCUGGUGAACCUUCAUGAGGACCUUAAUUUUUUUUUUUUAAAUUAAAAAAAUAAUGUGGAAAUGUGGAGAACUGAACUUAAGAAUGGAAAAAUGAGAAACUGAGAAGAACCAAAACUAAUGACUUGCCCAUCCUUUGUCCUUGACCAUUGUUCAUUUUCUUGAGGCUGAUAGGAGCUGUGGUCCAACAAAACCUGGAAUCCCAUAGAUUCCCUCCCUGUGCAUAAAAGUGAAGGAAAUUAACACUCAUUUAGCAAAUUCAGUAAUUUUUUGUUUCUCCUUACAUUUAUCUUGGGAUGUGGGAGUGUGAGUGUCUAUGGUGCAAUUUCGAUUUUCUGCUUUCAGGUACCACACAAUGUCCUGUUGGACCCCCUCUGCAAUGCCCUCCCUUAGAACAUCCUCUGCCACAGAAAGAUGCUCUGAUUUAUUUGUUUGUUAACCACAGCAGAGGAUGACGAAAUAGAACCAGAUUACUUCUCCUGACUCCUCCAACUUCCUAGGCUCCAAAGGGGCUGUGCCUUAAAAGAGAGGAAGAGAUGCAAUUGUUUUCUGUUCCCAAAGCAUGCUUCUUGGGCCUUGCACCAAAAGCCAUACUGCGUAAAUCUCUUCCUUUCUUCUCCCCCUCUGCCGUAUCUUCUUGCUACUUCCGAGUAACACUCUGUUCUUCUCGCCUAGUCGCAGUAGGUGUCCCUUGACCAGCCAUCUGGAGGAAGGCGUGUGACCGACCCACAGAGCGGAUCAUAAGCAAUAAAUGCAGUUCGCACGGCACACAUUCCAAGCAAAUAUCGAUCUCCCAAGUCCCCAACGUUAUCUGUUAUUGCAACGGAUGAGAGAGAGAGAGAGAGAGAGAGAGAGAGAGAGAGGAGAAACAGAAACAGAGAGAGAGUCUCACCCUGGCUGAAUUUGCCUGGGAGCAAAGGCUGGCAGGAGUUGAAGGACAUAAUAUGUUCCCUGACAGCUUGCAGAGAGGAGGAGGUUGGCAGAGUUGGGGGUAGGGCAGGGAAACCUGUCUAAAAUUAGAAUUUGGUCACUAAGGCCCUGGGUGAGUUCAGGCUGCCAACUGAUCAGACAGGAAAAGCUAGCCUGGGCAUGCUCCUUGGACCCUGGGCUACAACAGUUUGAUCUGCAGAGAUCAGCAGGUGCAAAGGUUUCUCUCAGAGAGGAGAGAAGCUUCAUAGCCUGCGAAAGCCUGCACACCAAACAACAUUUGGAAGAGCAGAAGGAGGAAGGACUGGUGAAAGUAAAAAUAAAAAUUGGCAAGCCUAAAUGUUGCAUGCACUGUAUCAUGUUGUUGCAAUGGCUCCCGAAAGCCUUAGGCUCUUGCCCAAGAACCUCGGGGCGCUGCAACUAUGAUUUAGCUAGGAGCGAGAGAGGUGGACCAAAUUCUGGCGUCGCACAGGGUGCCGCUGAAAUUUGAGACCCCCAAGUCCGCCGUUGCCUGUGCUUGGCUGUCCCAGAAACAUGUGGGUUCCUUCAGAGUGCUGGUAUAAUGCAACCCACACCUUGGUGUUCCCUAAAAGCCAUCAGUAAGCAUUAGCGUUCCAGAGUCACUAAUCCAGAAUUUCCUUUCACUUGGUUCAACAGCUGGCACAUUCAUUGAUGGGACUUGGGGUCAGGGAUGUUGGGACCUUCCAGAUGUUGCUGGACUCCAGCUCCCAUUAUCCAUAACCAUCAGCCAUGCUGGCUGCAGCUGAUGGGAGUUAGGGUCCAAGAAGAGACUCACAGAUGCCCCAUGCCUGGCUCGGCUGACACUCUUUAAGGUUUGUUCUUAACAUAAGAAUACGCAUAAUUACGACUCAUUUAAGAGUGUGACGUUAUGCGUGCCUACUCAGAAGUAAAUGCCAGUGAGUUCAAGGGAUCUUCUAAGUAGUUAUGUUGUCGGAUUGUAGCCUGUUCAUAUAAUAAAAGAUUUCCUCACUUCUUCCCCCUACACAUGUGUAGCAAACACACAAAGGUAAGAAGGACCACCUUCACCCAUCAUCACUGGCUUAAUAAUAAUAAUAAUAAUAAUAAUAAUAAUAAUAAUAAUUUAUUACUUAUACCCCGCCCAUCUGGCUGGGUUUCCCCAGCCACUCUGGGCAGCUUUCAACAAAGGAUUAAAAAUACAUUAAAACAUCAGUCAUUAAAAACUUCCCAAAACAGGGCUGCCUUCAGAUGUCUUCUAAAAGUCAGAUAGUUGUUUAUUUCCUUGACAUCUCAUAGGAGGGUGCCACUACCGAGAAGGCUCUCUGCCUGGUUCCCUGUAACCACACUUCUCGCAGGGAGGGAACUGCCAGAAGGCCCUCGUAGCUGGACCUCAGUGUCCGGGCUGAACGAUGGGGGUGGAGACGCUCCUUCAGGUAUACUGGGCCGAGGCCAUUUAGGGCUUUCAAGGUCAGCACCAACACUUUGAAUUGUACUGGGAGCCAAUGUAGGUCUUUCAAGACUGGUGUUAUGUGGUCUCGGCGGCUGCUCCCAGUCACCAUCCCUUGUGUUCAGAAGAGCAUCUGAAAAGGCAGGUUGCAUUCACACAGGCAUAAGUUUUCCUUGUGAUUAGGAAUCGUGGGGAGCCUAGAGCACAUAGACUCCCUGAACAUUGGCAGAUUCAUGUUACGUGUGGAGGAGGAAUGAAUGAAGACACCUCAAAAGUUUGAGUUCAAGGUGGCAUGCCUAAUUGAGGCCAGGGAAAGGCACCAACCACACAGAAUGUGAACUGACCAAUGCUUAGAUAUACAUUAUCAGCACACCUCUUCUUAUACCUAACUUAUACCAGUUUUGCACCAGUUUGCUUGUCAUAGCUAUGGAUGGUGUGGGGUGCAAAAUUCAGUUCUGUUCACGUCUAAAAGCGAAUCAACUUAAUUUGCACUAUCUGAAACAAUACGCAAACGGAAACGCAGCCAUCCUGGGAUACCCUGACUUCUCCGUUUACGGUGGAAAGCGGUCUUCCGAAACUGAAACUAAAUAAAUAGAUAAAUAAAUUUUAUAGGCUCAAGGAGGCUUACAAUACAACAUUCAAAAAGAACAAUUGAACAGCAAAACAUAUUAAAAGUUCAAACGAACUGACAGAGAAACGGUGCGGUGUCUCCACUGAGGCUUAAAUUUAUGCACCAGGGGUACAUACAAUGUAAACUUUCACCAGUUUUGCACCAGUUUGAUUGCAAUAGCUGUUGCGGGGGGAGAAACUCAAUUCAGUUUGCAUUUAAAGGCAAACCAACCAAAUUUGCACUUUCCAAAACAAUAGACAAACCAAAACACGGUUGUCCCUUGAAAUUUGCACUUCUAGGAAUUUUGCAAUUCAGUUUUUCAGCUAAGUAAUGUGUACAUCCCCCAAAAAACAAACAAACCUGGGAGUAAACUAUACCUAAAAAUGCAUAUAUUGGUGAAAAUAACACACAAAUUUUUUUGGGGGGGGGACUGCGUUGCAAAAAUGUGUAAAUUAAGCAAAAAUGUGUACCCAAAAACGUGUGUAUUAGAAAACAUUCCCUCCUCCCAACAAAUCGCAAACUAGUUUGGAAAUGUGAACAACUUAAUUUAAGAUUUGGAAAAAAUGAGAAACCGAGAGAAACCAAAAUCAAUAGAUUGGCCCAUCCCUAGUCAAAGCUCCCUGGUCUCCCACUUCCUGGAAUCAUUGUUUUGUGGGGAUAUAAUGCAUUCUCUAUUUUAAAAAUAUUUGACACGUUGGUCCUGAACUAGUCAGCGCCGAUGGGCUACUGGAGGAGAAACUGAUGGGAUGCCCUGCUUAGGCUGUUGAUCUCCAGCUCCCCUCUGCCCCAGCCACCGUAGUCAAUGGAGAGGGACGGUGGGAAUUGUAGCCCCAUAACACCAGGAGGGCACCACUUUGGCCAUCCUUGAAUCAAAGGCAGGUCACAAGAACAGCCUGACUGCCAUGCAGUAAAAAUAAUAAUAAUCAUGAUUGGGAAAUGCAUUUUUCAGCUGAAGCAGGUGUGAAAAACCUUUGGUCCUCUAUAUGCUGCUGAACUACAACUCCCAUCAGCCUGAGCAAGCAUGGCCAGUGUCCUGGGAUGAUGGGAGUAAUAGUUUAGGGCCAAGGGUUCCCCACACCUAGGCUACAGGCUGGCCCUGAGUCUGAAAGGGUUAAGAUUACAGCCAUGUCUGCACACAUAGGACUACAGUUCCCAGAAUUCCUUGAGGGCACGACCAUUAAAGCUAUUUAAGGAGCCUAUGUAUGUUCACUAGUGACAACCGCACUAACUAGCUGAAGAACUGGAACUUACUUUGAAAUCAAUAUAAAUGGCUGUAUUCCCAAUUAGUGCAGGUCUUAGUGCUGUUAAGUGUUCACGCAGUAGGAAGUGGUGAGUCCAUGGAGGAACCUAGACACAUAUAAAAAACAUUUAUGAAAAAUGCUUUUUCUUGAAAAAUGUUUUGAAAAAAUAUAUUGAAUUUAGCAUAGCUCACCAUCGCCAUCUAGUGUCCCAUUUGUAUAAUGCACUUUACAACACACUUAAAACGUUUUAUUCGCAGCUGUGUAGCUGAGUCCCAUGUCUAACCAGUCUCCGUUUGUAUGUGCUAGAAAGGGCCAUAGCUCAGUGACAGAGAAUGUGUCUUACGUGCAAGAAGUUCUCAGAUUUAACCUCUGGCAUCUCCAGGUAGGUCUGGGAGAGACCUGAAAUCCCAGAAAGGCGCUAUCAGUCGGUCUAGACAACACUGAGCUAUAUGGACCAAUGGCCUGCCUCAGGAUAAGGCGCCAUUUUGUGUCUCCUCUGAUUCCUUUCGAAAUUGAGAUUUAUUUCGCUGCCCUCCCCUUGACCCAGCAGACCACUCUGAAACACUGCUUGUUGAACAAAAACAACAACAAAAAGAAAAGGCAGGUGAGGACAGGGUGAAAAGGAGAUAGAAUCAAAACCUAUUUAUUGAGUGUAUUCUUUAUUUUUUUAAAAAAACAGCUUGUAUGAUUGGUUGUAUUUUGGGUUGUUGUUGUUCUUUUUAAAAAAAGAAAAUAAGAAAGGGUGAAAUGUUAGCUGCUGCUUGGGUGGGUGCCAGGCGGAACGGAAGGGGUUGUUCCUCUGGGAAUUAAUUUCUAAAUGUAUAUCACAGUAAAUAUUUGUAAAGAAGAAGAAAAGAAUCUUUAAGUAAAUUAUUGCUUUUUAAACUAUAUGUUAUAUAAUUGUACAGUCCGGUCUCAGAGACUAGAAUAAUAUAUACAUAUGUAUUUUUUAAAAAACGACACUGCUGCAUAGAUCAAUCUGAAAUGAUUGGUAGGUAAAGCCAUGCAGAGCUAGCAAAUAGCAAGAUUAUUUUUCCGUUCUCUCUCAGUCCUGCUCCAUAUUCUCCUCCCUUGGUAAAUACCUAGCUCUGGAGAAUAAUGUUAUAUAAAAUGUAUAGCUCUAGAAACUGAAUGUGCUGUUAUAUAAUGUACAAUAAUAACAACAAUAAUAAUAAUAUAUAUUUUUUGCCUACUUCCGAGUGUGACAGUGGAUCAUUUUCUCGAUGCCGCCAGGAUGCAAGCUAAGAAUUAACCCAACAGUUUCUGUUUAAGAAGUUGAGAAAAAGCUUUUGAGUAAGUUACAGUUGCCACCUUUCCGCUGCCCACUUUGCUCCUGUGCCUAUAUGAGCACAACAUUUUAAAUUGGGGUUCAGCAAACUUUUUCAGCAGGGAGCCAGUCCACUGUCCCUCACAUCUUGGGGGGGCAGACUAUAUUUUGAAGGGGGGGAAGAACGAAUUCCUAUGCCCCACAAAUAACCCAGAGAUGCAUUUUAAAUAAAAGCACACAUUCUACUCAUGUAAAAACACACUGAAUCCUGGACUGUCCGCAGGCCAGAUUUAGAAGGCGAUUGGGCCAGAUCUGGCCCCUGGGCCUUAGUUUGCCUACCCAUGUUUUAAAUUCUCCACACCAGGAAAUGUUUACCUGUUCAAUUUCUGCAUUACUGAAGUGUUGUUGAAGGCAGGAGAAGAGCAAGACCAGGAGCGGAGACUGGCACUGCCAGGCAGCUGCCAAACUUCACCAUCAGGGAGGGGUGAGAAAAAAUUGGUGUGGUUCAGCUUUUACCUAAUUUGCACUUUCUGAAAGAAUAUGUGAACUGAAGCACAGCUAUCCUUGAAACCCGCACUUCUCUAACAAAUUUAUCCAAUGCUGAUCCUACUCGGAGUCUUCUUCUUUGGCGAUCCCUCUUAGCCAAGUAAGAUUGUCUUCCAUGAACUCAUUUUAACAAUGAGUCCGUAAGUGACUGUGGAGGCCAGUUCUGGAUCCACACGUACUUCUACAGUGGGGACAUUGGUUUCCAGGUGGGAGUUUAUCACGGCGUGGUCUACUUGGAGUAGACCUGCUGAAGUUAAUGGAUCUGCUUACUCUCCAGGUGGUGCAACGGGUCAGUGCAUCUGGCUGUUAACCAGAAGGCUGGUGGUUUGAGUUCACCCAGGGAAAGUUUAGGCCAGGAUUCCUGCAUUGAGAGGGUUAGACUCGUUGACCUUCAAGGUCCCUUCCAACUCUACAAUUCUAUGAUUUUAUGAACAACUUAGGUUGAUUAAUACUUCUCCUCUUGAGUGGACCCUCGUUGGAUAGAACCUGAUAGGCACAAAAAAUGCAUGUCCUUGGAGAACAUGUGCAUAAGAACUUAUCUAUUUGUGAAAAUAUAACUACAGUGGUACCCUGGUUCUCAAACGCCUUGGUACUCAAACAGCUUGGAACCCAAACACCUCAAAUCCGGAAGUAAGUGUUCCCGUUUGCGAACUUUUUUCGGAAGCCGAACGUGCUCCGUUUUCAGUGUUACGCUUCCAAUUUGAGUGCCACACUUCCGUUUUGAGUGUUACGCUGAGGUCUGUCUGUUUUUGCUGUUUAUUUUGCGUUUUUUGUUUUUGCGGCUUUUUUGUUUUGUUUUUGUGACUGUGUGGAACCCAUUUCAGCUGCUGAUUGAUUGAUUGAUUGAUUGAGUGGCUGCAGUACAUUGUUUAUCGCUUUCAUUUUAUGGAUCAGUGGUCUCAUUUGAUAGUAAAAUUCAUGUUAAAUUGCUGCUUUAGGAGUUGUCUUUAAAAGUCUGGAACGGAUUAAUCCGUUUUGCAUUACUUUCUAUUGGAAAGCGCGCCUCGGUUUUGGAACACUUUGAUUUUGGAACGGACUUCCGGAACGGAUUAAGUUUGAGAACCCAAGGUACCACUGUAAUAAUAUACAUUGCUUAUGGAGAAAUUGCUUGUCAAAACAGGUAAGCCAAAAUUACAUCAUAAAACGUGUAUUUUAGGAGAAAGGCGCACUAAAAUCCUGACAACUGCCACACUUUUAAAGGGGGCAAACUCACUCAUGGGAUUCUCUUGCCCUAUGGGUCUGCCAUGCAGGUACUCCAUUUGAGCAGGUGUGUCCCACCGAUGAAGGUCCUCCCUGGUACUUGGUGACAAAACCAUCUUUCCCCUCUGCCUCCAGCUCCAAUGCCAACUCCUCCUGUUCAGGCCCUCCAUCUAGCUGGGUGCCAGCUCCUCCUCCUCCCUUCUCAACCUGGGAACACCCAAACUAUGCCAAAUCCUGACACCUGAGGGGCCCAUAACAGUUUCCAUUAGCCCAAUGGUCAGGGUCAGUGGUGGCUUGUGCCCAUUGGGACUGGUGGGCAAAAAGACGAGAAGCCAAUGGGAGGUGGAGUCACAGCCAAGAACAGGUAGUCACAACAAGGUUGUGAGAAGGCAACGUCUUCUAUUCCGCCUUGUAUUUGCCACGUUGCACUGCGUUUCCGUUCUACUGCGGUCUGUCUUGUGCCAAAAACAACAUAAUUCCUAUUGCCAUCUGCUGCGGCGAAACCAGGUAACUGACGUUUUGUGCUUAUUGUCAUUACAUCAUUCCACCCCAUUCAUUUCAACACAAAGGAAACACAAGGCAAAUGGCCGGGAGGAGAAAUGUAAUAAAUUGCAUAUGGCUUGUGGACAGAAAGCAACAACAACAGCAAAUGCAAAUAGUGCUCACUGGAUUGUGUUCUUUUCCAGACAUGGGACAAAUAAGCCAACAUUGGCGAUUUCUGUUCCCGUUUCGUUUUUCUUCGAAAUUUUCCAGCAUCCCUAAGUCAGAGCCAAUGAUAGCCAUUGUCUUUUGUACUUUGUCUCCACCCUCCUCCCAGCUGACAUCUACAAGGGAAAUGUUAAAACUAAGGAGGAGAAUCCUGGACCAAUGUGGUGUAGUGGUUAAGAGCGGUGGACUCGUAAUCUGGUGAACCGGGUUCGCAUCUCCGCUCCUCCACAUGCAGCUGCUGAGUGACCUUGGGCCAGUCACACUUCUCUGAAGUCUGGGGAGGAAGGGAAAGGAGAAUGUUAGCCGCUUUGAGACUCCUUCGGGUAGUGAUAAAGCAGGAUAUCAAAUCCAAACUCCUCCUCCUCCUCCUCCUCUUCUUCUUCUUCUUCUUCUUCUUCUUCUUCUUCUUCUUCUUCUUCUUGGAACUGUAGUUUGUUAAGGUCUUAUUCACACUAAAUGUUUAAAGCGGUUAUGGCACACACAUACGCCCCAAAUCCUGGAAACUAUAGUUUGUUAAGAGGGCCGAGAAUUGUUAGGAGAUCCCUAUUUCCCCUCACAGAGCUACAAUUCCCAGAGUUCCCUAGGAAGAGGAAUUGAUUAUUAAACCACUCUGGGAAUUGUAGUUCUGUGGGGGGGAAAUAGGGAAAGAAGGGAGACCAAGAGGCAGAGAUGAGUCCGGCUGGUGAAGAAGCAUGGGUGUCUCCCCUUCCUGCGGCGAAAAGCUCCCUUCCCCUCUGGUCUCCCAGGACCAGGAGAGGCAUGAAGAGGGAGGAGCAAAGGCAGGCACACAGGCACAGUCUCAGAUUGCUUGGGGUAAACCCUGGAAAGACUUCAGCAGCUAUGAGAAGGUGGGGACCUUCAGUCUCCCCAACUGCUCCAUAGAUGCAAGAAGAGUUGCUGGACUCAUUAGGCCAGCCACUCCUGAACAGAUCUUGUUGCCCCCCAAUAAAGAGUUAACUGCACUCACUCCGUGUGAUUUACUGCUGGCUCGCCCCUGACAAAGAAUCUGCAGAGGGAGGGGGAAGGUUUAUAAGGAGGUGUGGAGAGUUUUGUUUACUUAUAUGUGUGUCUUGAGUGGGACUGGAGUGUGAUGUGUAUUCCUUUGCUUGCUUGCUAGAAUCCUCGAUUUCUUCCUGCCUUUCUCCCCCAAGACUCUCUCUUCCUUUCUUUGGAUCCCCACCCCCGCCCAGCAUCUCCCCUCCCCUCCCAUUUAUCAAAUCUGAAUGCUAAAAAGCACACUCCAAACCCUUUCCACAUUCCCUUGGGUUUAAGCAUGUGUGUGUUUUAUUUGCAGUGCCUAUAUGCUAAAGUGUAUAGUCUUCGGAAAGUAUUCACCCAACAUAUUUUUGAUAAUGCUGCAUAUUGCAUCUCAGUUUUAAUUUACAGUUUUAACUGUUUUGCUUUGCUUUGCUUUGCUUUGGGAAACAAAGAGAGAACCAUUUUGGGAGGUGAUAUAAAUGCAGUUAAUAAAUUAACCCCACCUACCUGGAAGUUAGCUCCACUGAAUACAUUCAGAUUUGCUCAGAGCAGAAACAGCCACCAGACCCAAGAGAAAAGCCCUGUUCAUGUUGCUACCUUCCCUUGAUCAGGUAUUCUGUGUAGAACCAUUUUUUUAAAAUGCAAGUUUGGUUUUCUUUUGUGGUUCUCUGCAAUUAUAUGAUUCUGUGAUUUCUCAUUCACAUUUUAUUCUCACAACCCUAAGACAUAGGCUGACAGUGAAUAGCUCAAGGUCUCCUAGGAAGCUUCAUAGAUGAGGUUUUUAAGCAUAGGAUUAUUAUUAUUAUUAUUAUUAUUAUUAUUAUUAUUGCUAUUGCCAUCUGUCAUGGAUGCUAUAGCUGAGAUUCCUGCAUUGCAAGGGGUUAGACCAGAUGACCUGUUGAUCUCUUGCAACUCUAAUAAUAAUAAUAAUAUCAAAAUAAUACUGAGUGCUGUUUUUCUGUGGGGACGCAGGACUCCGCACACCCCUAAAUUUUUUUUUGAAUCUUUGUACUUUUGUCCAUUUACUGUAUUUAUUUUUCUCGAUUUGAACUAUAAAAUGGUGAUUUUCUUGAGUCAAAAUGAGAGUACCCCUAAACAUUUGUUUAAAGGAAAAAAGCACUGAUAAUAAUAAUUUAUUAUUUAUACCCCACCCAUCUGACUGGGUUAAUAACAAGCCACUCUGGGCGGUUCCCAACAGAAUAUUAAAAACACGAUAAAACAGUAAACAUUAAAAACUUCCCUGAACAGGGCUGCCUUCAGAUGUCUUCUAAAAGUCAGAGAGUUGUUUCCACAGGUCCAGCGCCACUACCGAAAAGGCCCUCUGCCUGGUUCCCUGUAGCCUCACUUCUUGCAGGGAGGGAACUGCCAGAAGGCCCUUGGCGCUGGACCUCAGUGUCCAGGCAGAACGAUGAAGGUGGAGACGCUCCUUCAGGUAUACUGGGCUGAGGCCAUUUAGGGCUUUAAAGGUCAGCACCUUUAAAUUGAAUUGUGCUCAGAAACGUACUGAGAACCAACGUAAAUCUUUCAGGACCAGUAUUUCAGAAGAAUAGUGUCCAGAUCAAGGGAAUAUUUGCACCCCGGCGCCGCAUCUGCUAAAGAUGGCUCUGCUGUAGAGACAAACUGCCUCCUCCUCCCCUUAUUACAGAAUGUUUGCUUUCAGAACCUCUUCAUGCCCCCUUAACCUUUCCAGAGUCCCUGCCUGCCUUGACCUUCAAGCCUUUUGUAGGCAUUUAAUUCAAAGCCGCCUUCUUGCUCUUUAAUAAGGCAGAAAAAACUCCUUUGUACAUAUUGUUACAAAAGUCGGGUGCCUCCCCCUCUCUCUGCCGAGCGGUGGCAGGAGCCCAGAGGGUUCCAGGCACUCACUCCAGGGUCUGUGUUCCUUUGGAGAAUUAAGAUACGGCGGAGACUGUCGUGGCUUUAAGAAAUAUGGUUUAUUCACCUAUUUACACCUUCAAUCUGCACGGAAGGAGUCCAGAUCUUACAGCAUGGUCAUUUCAAGAGGAGCUUGUCCCUCACAGCAGUGCAGCCAGCCUUCGGCCAGCCUGCCCAAGAUGGAUCCCACUCUUUUCUCUCCUUUCUUCCCAGCAACCCUUGCUCAAGACUCUCUUUUCCAGUCACCUCAUGUCCAGUUACCCUGACAUCCUUCCAAACUCCUGUCUCUGUUCACACCUCAAGGCAGGAGGAAGAACAGUUCUCUUGCAUUGCCAAUGGCCCUCAGUGGCCCUCAAUUGUUUCUUAUUGGCCCUAGCUAUGUUUUGCACAGGCUAGCCCAGGAAUUCCUCGGGAGCUUGUUUUCCCCCUUCAUAUCCCAAAUAAUCAAAAUUCUAUCAUUUAUUAAUUUCUAGGGUCUUUUUUUGGGGGGGGGAGGCUCCAAAUCUAUAACAAGAUUAACCCCCCACCCUAGUUCUCUCCCCAAGCUGAAAGACCAAACAAGAUUUAUUUCCCCCCUUGUUUUCCUAGGACUUCAGGAAGAGGCAAUCUGAGCCAGGUUGGGAAGCGGUUGUUGGAAAGGCUUGUGCAUUUUUUUCAGAACCAGUUGUGCAAUCAUCGCAUUUAAUAACCAGUGUAAAAUGGCCCUCCUGAGAUUUGACCCAUAGUAGGAUGAAGCGUCAGUUCAGAAAGGGCAAGGGACAGGCUGAAGGAGAAAUUCAGUGCAGUUUGCGUUUAAAGACAAACCUACCUAAUUUGUAGUUCCCCAAACGGUAUGAAACACAGCUGCCCUUUGAAAUUCACACUUUUCCCAAUUUUGCAGUGCAGUUUGCCCGUCAUGUGUACAGAAAUGCAUGUAGCAGGACAAAGUACAGUGGUACCUCAGGUUAAGUACUUAAUUCGUUCUGGAGGUCUGUACUUAACCUGAAACUGUUCUUAACCUGAAGCACUACUUUAGCUAAUGGGGCCUCCUGCUGCCGCCGCGCCACCGGAGCAUGAUUUCUGUUCUCCACCUGAAGCAAAGUUCUUAACCUGAAGCACUAUUUCUGGGUUAGCGAAGUAUGUAACCUGAAGCGUAUAUAACCUGAAGCAUAUGUAAUCUGAGGUACCACUGUAGCAGGACAAAGUACACAUAAAAAUGUUUGUAUAUUUGUGUGGGGGGGGGGGGUAAAUAACAAAUUGCUCCCUUUCCCUUAUAGAGUAUCCAAGAGCCUGUAUAGAGUCCUUUAUUGGGUUCCCUAUUGGUAGGAGAAAUAACAGAGGCC